Messenger RNA from Xyrichtys novacula (pearly razorfish), 66830 nucleotides. The record is from the annotation of a GenBank genome assembly. NCBI's taxonomy places the organism in Eukaryota, Metazoa, Chordata, Actinopteri, Labriformes, Labridae.
ACACGUGACAGAGGCUCGGCGCUAUAUGAGGAAAAAGGCAGCAAGCAUCAGGACCAGUCGAGAGUCAGUCAACCACAGCAGCGCGCAAAACGCACACUCACUCACUCACUCACUCACUCUCUCUCUCACUCACCGGCUCUUGUUUUCCGCUUUCUAUCAAGCAACACAUGUGAGUGUUUGCAGCGCUUACAGGACACGGACGGCACGAGUUUGAGUGAGGAAACGCAGGUAAACGGAAUCUAAGCUCCCACUAAAGAAGAGGAAAGGAAUCCCUCCACCCUCCCCUUUACCGCGACCACCUUUUUCCUACUCCUCAAACCUCUGUUCUCUUCUGGAGACACAAGUUCCUCACACAAAGAGGGAUGCUGCAUGUUCCCGAGCCGCACUUGCACUCAGAGGGAACCUAAAAAGUGAACCGGAGCGGAUUUACUUCUCAUCUGAUGCAAGGUAUACACCGACACGUUAUUUCACGGAGAGAUUUGGCGACUAUUACGCACGGUUGCGCUCGUUUUUGGAGGGUGGGCAGUACGCACUGCCUUGAAAUUCUUAUUGUUCCUCCACAUUUAUACACAAAGGAGUUGUGCAUUUUUUUGUUUUGAUUCCUCUUUUAUCACCUUCAAACAUCACUGUUUAGCAAGGUGUUGAUCUGAGUCUAUAGAUUUCACAGUAACCUCAUUUGUCAUUCUUCCCGCAGCGCACCAAAACGGACACUUUGAGUGACUGGAGGAUCCGCGCGCUUCAUAAAAUGAUCCCAAUCGGCGACGUGAUACCAUGUCGCAUCUCGGCUGAUGUUUGACACAUCUGAGGAGCGACCAAAGAAACUGGAGGAGGACAUAGCAAAGUCAGAUAUUCAUCCCAAGCCCCGCUGGCACCUUUUUACUGGAGUCCGAACAACCGAUCGCCGUCCAGAUGCAGUUUCGACUCUUCUCCUUCGCCCUGAUCAUAUUGAACUGUAUGGAGUACAGCAACUGUCAGGCGCCUUCGCACCGCUGGAGGAGAAACAAAAGAGGUAACGCGGGGGUUUUAGCCUACAGGUCUUUUAGGAGCAUCACAGGGGGGGACUUUCGCAGAUGGUCAGAGUUUGUGUGGGUCACAGGAGGCGGCGGCUGCAGUCCUGGACAGGGUUUCUCGCACGUUCUGUCAAAGUCCGUCGUUUAAUCCUCUUCACUGGUGUUCAUUUCAAGUAGGUUAGCACAAAUCACAGCGCGCACAAAGCAGACGAGUAACUUAAAAUUGUUCAAAUUAUCUUUUAGUUCAGAUUUUAAGUCCUUAAAGCACUAAUGAGAGAGUUUCUGACACAACGCGAAGAGAGAUUCAGGACAAAUCCAGAUAUUCACGCUGAAAAACAAAAUUAAUCCAAACCACAAUUCAGUCCUUCAACAUCUGAUGCAACUUAAGAACCUCUUAAAAGAACAUUUUUCAGCAUUAUGUAACGAUUUCAGACUCGGUAGCUAAUGCGUAAAAUGUGCGCAAAAUUGGCCACGCGUGUGGCUUUCCAAAAUUAACAUUAAAACAUGUUGCGUCAGGGGAUUGGCUAAUAGUGUUUAAACCACGCUGUCAGACGGGCUAUUAACGCUACUUCCCGGUGCUGUGGCCCCAACAAAGAGCUCCCUAUAUUAUUUACAUGUGAAGCUGCUAAAAAGCUGCUGGCGCGGAUCCGUCUAUAGAGAGCAGGCGGCUUAUAGAAAAGGAGGGGGUCGAAUUGUGGGAGUUAUUCAAUGAAUAGAUACGGAAUCCCCUUCCUUUGACUUAUGAAUUGCACAUCUCCACUCCAGCCCCCUAAGCUGGUUUUAAUUGAUCUCAUAACCACUUUGAACAGUUGGUAGGAAACCCGCAUGACAAUCGCUCAGCGGAGGCGCAGGGGGCUGAGGAGGGGAUCAGCCCCUUUGUAAAUACUACUCCAUACUCUGAAUGAAUGAGGAGACAGUGGGAUUAGCAACGUAGCCCCUGUAGAGCCCUUCUCAGACCUGUGACAUAACGCAUCAACCGCGAUCCGCCGGGUCAACAUGAGAGGAGGCUUAGUCGCACACUCGGACCUCGUAGCGGACUUGGAGAGAGCUCUAGAUCGCGCGCACAGUGUGGCCGUACAGUCGAAGAAGUCAUUUAAAGUCAAGGGAGAGGGGGGUCUUGUAAAUUGUAAGGCAAUCACAAAUUUAAUCAUAUGCGCUGCGUGCCAGGGGGAACCUCCACACUCUGCAAGCCCUCCACUGCCCAUCUGCAAAUAAUCAGGCAAUCACUGCGGGGUACUGGCACACACACGUUUUUCAGCUCCUCUGUGUGUUUCUUUCUCCGAGGAUUGUGUGAUCUUAGAUAGAAGGAGAUGGAAUGUAAUUUUCUCGGUAUGAUCAAUCUUUUUUUUCUUCUUGCUGGAACUGUUUGAAUCUGGAGGGUAUUUUGGACGGUCCAGCAGUAAAUCCAGUGUUAGUAUUUGUACUAAGGUGCUUCUUUAUGUGUUGUUUGUUUGAGAGGAAAAGAGGGAGAGAAGGUGGGGGGUUCAAGGCGGAUGGGAUCAGGGGGUUAACUUACACAUUUGACCUCAAGAACAGCUUUAGGCUGAGUACUAUAAACUACACAUUGUUACAGCCAGAACGGAUGUUUCACUUGUCAAACUAAUCCCAUGCAAAUAUGUACAGUUUUUUCCUUUACAGUGAUGCUGAGAGAGAAAGUGUGUAUAUGUGUGUGUGUGUUUUUUUUAUUUUUUUUGUGUGGAGGGGGGUAAGAUCCCUUUGGGCCAAAAGUGCCAUUCUUGCAAGUAGUGGCAGUCAGCCAAGUUUUUGGUAUUUGCUUCCUUCCUUUAUUUAUCACGGUUAUAUUGAAAGAAGCAUGUGUAAGAGAUCAUCGUCCAAUAGGCCCAGAAAUGCUUGAAUAUUUUCUUAGCCCUCAAGGUUCCUGUGACAGCUUUAUACACAGCCUGUCUGGCAUGCAGGGGGAGCAAUCCAAACCGUUCAGGAGUGUUGAGACCCAGACAUGUUCGAACCUCAAUUUGGCCAUUCUGCGCUCCACAGGCAUAACAAUUUUAUGUGUAACUAAACACAUAAUUCAACAGAUGCCUUUCUCAUUUUUACAUGUGUGUUAAAAAAAAGUUCUGCCGUAAAAAAAAAAAAUCCAGCGCGUGUGCAGCCACAUAAGCCGGUGAGGUGUACGGGAUUGUGAUGUCAUUAUAAUUAGGGGAUGUCAAGGAGAAAAACAGCCAUUGCUUAUGACUCGAGUCUCCUGAAAUGUACCAGGGCAGGCAAGAUUGGGAUCUUUGUGUGGUUUCUGGGCUGAUCUUGUCUUGCUCCCUCAUUGCAUGGCAUGACCCAACCUCCCAUUUGGCUGUGGUAACUGUGCAUAUACAUGAUUUUCAUGUUAAACAGAUGACAAAACAUAUUAAAUUUACACCUCCUUACCCCCGAUCCUGUCCACUGAAAUGAUGCCAGUGAGCCUCUCUGUGAUAUCAUAGGUAGACACAAGGGUAUUACUUUUCAUUUUUAUUCUCUGGCUAAUGAUGCCACCUGCUGACUACAUAAAAUCAGGCUGGACUUCCAAUGCAGCCUGCAGGAACAGACACACACACACAACCACACAGAGGGCCCCUAAGAAGUUUAAACAGGUAAUGAAUGGAUAAUAGCAGGCGAAAGUGGUGAAAAGUUGCCAUGUGAUACUGUUAGCCUCCCCUUUAUGUACUCAAAAAAUACCAAAUUUGAAUUCCCAGCAGGCUGCAGCAUGUUUCAGAUCAAAUUCAAAUGCGUCAUCUGUUACUCUGACAGCAUUCCCACAAAAAUGAUCAGAUGAAACCAGCGCACCAAAGCGAGGUGGAGGGAAUGAGGUCAGAGAUGCGUGAGUUAUUGUGCAGUUGAUGACAGUUAGCAACAGGGGUGUGUGCGGACAGCUGAAACACGCGCAAAAAGGUAAUGAGUUGAUGUUUAACAUUAGCCUCUUUCAGCAGAGACACAUCACCCUCAGGUAUUUGUCUUCUGUCAGAAGAGUUUGUGGAAAAAAGUGUGAUUUGAGCACAUAUUUGUAAACCAAAGUGCAGUUUUUGGCUGUGUGAAUUGAAGAAGUACAGCAACUUGGGAGCAGAUGAGCAUCCAAACAGUUGCCUCGCUUUUUUUAAGCCCUAGGAAAUCAGGCCUCAGUGUGCUGAAAGCUCACACAAAAUCCCAGGUUUGUGGGUGUAAGUGUUAAUGUUGGAACCGGGUACUUCAGUGCAAUAUAAUACGUUGAUUAAGUGCCUAGUGAGAAGAGGGAGCGCUCCAAGAGGCUGCUUUAAAACCAGCCCUCCACUCUCGCCUUUGGAAAAAGUGAAAAGGCCCUGCAGAUGGCACGUCUGUUAACAAGGCCUUCUCACAUGAUGCCACUCUAAUCCAGGUGAUGUGAGCCCUGCAUCCUGGCUUUUUUUUUUUUAUUCCACCAAACAGAAGGAGUUUAUUCUAUGAACAUGAAACACUAGUUUGCUCAUUUAUAGGAAAUGUUGAAAAGCAAUCUGACAUUUGACAGCUUGGAAAAAAACAGCAGCAGCAGCCCCUCCUUCCUCAUCCUCAGAGUCGGUACUGGUUUAGGAGAAGUGGGGGCUUUUUCGGGGAUGAGGAAGGCGCAUUUAAGCAGAUCAGCUGGAAACGGCUGAAUGUGAACAGCAUCACCUGAGAGGGAUUACAGCGAGCCGAGUCUUGACCUGAGCCGGAGCUCCGGCGUCAAGGAACAGAGCUCUGUCUUUUCUCUCCCAGGCCCCAUCAGCCAAACCUCAAUAAGUGUAAAUCUGUGUGUGUGUGUCUGUGUGUGAGAAAGAGAGACUUACAGAUACAUAACAGGUGCAUGUUGCUGAUGCUCUAAUCAAGACAUCAAGUCCAGAGUGACACAUACUCCCCCUCCAGCCUCAUCCGCCCCCGACUCCUCCACCAAUCACAUCUACGGUCCGUCUCGGGGAUUAUCAUGGCCAUUAAGGACAAUGAUUCACUUAUGUGCUGUAUUGAUAAAUCACAUUAGUCUGACCCAGCCUCCGAACUCUGUCGAAAGACUAGCUCCUUGUUUGACCUACUAACCCAUGCAUGUCGAUCCUGGCCUGUAGCGCAGCUCCAGCUCCGAGUCACAGCAGUAUCAGAUGAAGCCGGUGAAAGGCUCCUCAGUGCGCUCAUGCCAUGCUACACUGCCGAAAAAGCCCAGCAGAGGAAAAAACAUGCAGUGGCAUGAACUUUCUCCCUCGAGAGGCACAGAGAGAGAUUCUUUUGGGGACCACGUGACGGAGUGGGGAUGAUCUGUUUCGCCGUUUCUCAGUUUUCCCCUUGGAUAAAAAUAAGACUUUUGUCUCCAACCUGUAAAAAUGAUAAACAAUUUCCCGUUUAAUUGGCUAGAUGGCGUCUUUUCUUGCAGGAUUGCAAACUGAGGCAAGUCACUGAGAGGAGAUAUCCAUCCAUCUACUCUUUGGGGACUUUCCUCUUGUUUAUCCCUCAUGGAGGAGAAAUCCUCACAUUUCACUUCAUCGUAAACUUAUGUGUCCUUUCCAUUUUUCUCAUACAUUCAAGGGAAUCCUCUCUUCCUCCCUCAUUCAUUGUCACCAGAGGUUCACAUGCUGCUAAAACUAAAUGCCAAACAGAUGGUUUCAUUUUAGACUACAUUUUACCACACUGUAAAACUUCAUUUUUUUCGGAAAUGUGAAAUAAAACUUACUUAUUGUAUGAAAUCUUCUAACCCGCUCCACAUUUCCUCGUGGUGAUUGGAAACUCCUGAGCAUUAUACAAAAACGGCAGUGUCUCUCAAGAGCGCGAGGGCGGUUUCGUACCCUUCACCUAUGCCCGUUCCCUCAAUUGCACACUCCCCCAGAGCAAUUACACCUUAAUACGUUUCCUUAUAAAGCUACCAAAUGUGACCAGCCAAUUUGGUACGAUUCUCUCAAGUUUAUUGGGUAGUAAAAAAAAUCUAAUGUGGGAAUCAUUUGUAAGUGCCACACAUAAAACAACAACACAAAAGGGUAUUUUUUGAAAAAAUGACUCAUACCAAGGCUUCACAGGUAGGAGAGCUGCCCAGAGCCGGAGAUGGAGCCCCUCAGGCUUACACUGAAAUGCACUUCCAGACUACUUACCUCUCACAUUACUAACACACACCUCAGUGAAGAGCUGUUUAGAGGUAAUGACGUAGAUACAACAGGCAUUCAUUGUGUUUUUUCCCCACUGACUUUAGUCAUAGGAGCUGUUAAAGAUUGACAAUUUCCCCCUUUGCUGUUUACAGCAUGAAGUUAAAAAAAGAGUUGGUCACACAGGAAAACAAACUUAUGAGCAGUGCUUAAAUACAACCGCAAGUCCAAGGAAAAGCAGAAAAUACAGUGUAACAUGUUAAAACAGACAAUUUGAUAGUUUGUAAUUUUAAACUUUUAAAUUUGUGGUAAAUAGUGCAAAAAUAAUGUUUCAAACUGAAAAGCUUUUUAUGAAAAAAAGAUGUUCAAUUUAAAUAUGAUACCAUCAAGAAGUUUUUUUAAAAACAGGACAGGGAAGAAAGAACUCUGAAAGUGUUUAAAAAGCUAUUUAAACAGGUUCAGACCUCGUGAGAGAGACUGCAAGAGCAAAUAGUUCAGUUGUUAUAGAGUGAUGUUUGAAAGCAUGAAAUUGCAAAGAAUUUGGAGAUUUUACUAUCCACAAUACAAAUUAUCAUUAAAGAGAUUAUGAUCGUUGAGAUAGUUCUGAUCCCAGAGUCCUUGGGAAACAAAGACUGGUCCUUUGUGGAAAUCAGAUAACUGGUGAACUGAAGUGUUGCUUUGUGAUAAAGAUUGAUUGAUUAAAUUUUGGGCUCUCAGAUAGCACUGCUUUGAAACAGACAUGACUAUAUCUUGGAAAUCUCACCAAAAACUGCUGUCUGUGAACACAGACUACAAAUGUAGGCUAAAACUGUACAAAGAGGGAACUACCUAUGAAUGUGACUGAGAAAUGUCAAAGUCCUGGUGAAGUUGAAAACUGUUCUGUGGUCUGAAGAAAUCAAAAUUUGAUGCUCUUUUUGGAAAUCAUGGACUCUAUGUCCUCUACUCUAAAGAGGAAAGGCCUGUUAUCAAUGCACAGCCAAUGUUCAUGUGUAAGUGCUCAUGUCAUGGGCGGCUUAUAUGUCCAGGAUGAUACUGUCGGUGCUGAACAUCACAUGGAAGUUCUCGAGUAACAUAUGCUGCCACCCAUUUCAGUCUUGAUGUUAGGUGUGGUAUAGAUUUCUGAAUCCAACUAUAAGCAGGACAGUAAUUUAGUCUAUUUCUUUUUUAUGAGGCGUUUAAGUUAUAAGUCUAAAUUUAAUUCUCCACCUGCACUAAGUGAAUUAAAGUGCCCUGUAGAUUGGAUUUUUGGUUUUCAGUGUUUCGACAUCAGGCUACACUCUGUAUGCAUGUUUGCCGUGUUAGUGUGUUCUUCCACGUGCGUGCGGUCGAGUACCUACUUUGCAUCGAUCUGCAAAGCCUCGAAACUUGAAACUCCGGGAGGCCCCCUUGAGAAAAUACACUAACCUGUGCAGAAACAAACCUGCCCCAAUCCUGGUUUGAUGCUGGAGUCUAAAUGCCUGUUCCAAUGGCUGCUAGUCUUACAAGAGCUCGGCAUAGAGAACUGAUGGCUUCCCCCGAGCCCACCCUUUAACACCCGACAGAUGGACAAGACUCCUUUUUUCCCCCUCUGCCUGCUUUUAUGGGACCUCUAAUUAUGCUUACACGCCACAUCAAAAUAAGCUCAGCAUGCAAUGCCUUUGGUAUGGAGAGGAAGUGAGCUGGUCAGAUGCAAUAAAGGGUCUCUCUGCAGAGCUCGCCUGUAAUUUGGCGGCCCGGGUAUUGAAGUGGGAGAGGUACAGGUAAAGGUGCAGCCGCCCUACUGUUGCCCACUGAUUGUCUGAUGCACCGAGCCUCUGCUAUUAUUGGUGUUGAAGCAAAAUUGUCAAAAUUGAUGAGCUUUUGUAUUGAAAAAAUAUCGCUCCUCAUUUUCUGCCUGCAGGAUGAAGAAGUAAAAGCGCAGGAAGUUGUAGGAUAUUUAGCUGCAGUGUUGGUGCAUAUCAGCUAAAUCUGUAUUAACCUCUGUUACUGUUUUGAUAUAAUUCAAUCUUAGGUUGAGGUAAUGUUGGUAAUUUAGCACAUUUGGACUAAAUGAAGACAAACUCUUGGAAUUACUUGGGCUAACUGAGACCGGAGCUUUGACUGCCACAGAUGUAAGCCUUACACCGGAGUUUUUGCUUUCUUGGGCAUGGAGCUUUGUUGAGGCUGGCUCUCGCUCAUAUCUCAUAAUUCUCAGGACUUUUGGUGUGAGGAAAGGAAGGCCUCACGGCUGCCUGCGGAGUGCAGAAGCACCCGGUGUGUUUUUAAUCAAGAACAAGGCUGGGAGUCAUUACUGGGCCUCAAUGUUGGGCUCAUUGUCUCUCUGACUCCCUCUGUGGAGAGAGAGGAGGACAGAGAGAGUGGGGGGGGAACAGAGAGGGCAACAUAGCGUGCAUGUCAGCUGUAAAGAGGUCUUAAAGGGUCAUACCCUGAAGAUUUAUGUUGUCAGAAGAGAAAAGGAAGAAGGUUCUGGGAAGUGAGGAUGCACAGAGAAAUGGAGGUGUGAUAAAAUGAGGUAUGCAUCUGUCCGUUAUCGGAGCAAAGCAAAAGGAUUUUGCAUCAAUCAUGGGACGGGAACUACCUCUAGGUUAGCCUCGAGGCAGCAGAGUGAAGCCCUCGUUCAGUCAGAGUUAGUCAAGCUAACGUCUUGAAACUUGUCACUCCUUGUGUUUACUUCUGUGAUAAGAAAGCACACGUCUUUUUAGAGGAGCUGCAGGAAAAUAGAAGAAGAAAGCUUUUUUCCUCUCUGCGAUAUAUACUGCCAUAUGGAAAACACAGGAAUGAGUACCAGAAAAAUGCUGUUAACUUUAAGUGCUCAGAAGCAUAUUUCAGUAGCACAUUGAUGGUUAUCCUGAUGCCUGAAAAAACAGAGAGACAAGGGGAGGAGAGAGUGCAGGUGGAGGGACUCAUAACUGCGGGUUACUUCGAUGAAGAAAUGACUUACUUAGACUUAUGAAUCAGUAAAUUCUGUAGUUGGGUGAAUGUUUGAUCUAAGUCAUAUGGUUACUCCCAAUUGCAGAACAACUCACCAUCUUCUGCGUAUGAGCUUCAUAUGAUUUACAUAUACUUCAAGUAACACUGUUCAAAUCUCUGUAGCAAAAUCAAACAUCUUGCAGGUAUUCAGAUGGUUGCAGCGUGGUGGCUCAUGUGCAUAUUUGACUCGGUUUCUCAAUGUGUUCAUGAAAUGGGCUGCAUCUUGCACAAUGAGGGAAAGGUGACAGCAUGACAUGUUUCAGGUCAUAUGACUGAUAUUGCAUAUCUUGUGAUGGGACUAUUGUGUAUGCAGACAGCACAAUCACAGCGUUCACACUAAAUUGUUCUGCCCUUGUUACUGGAGACUUUAGACUCCAGAGAACCAAAAGUUUUGAGGGUUGAGUACGGCCAAACUCAAGAAUGUACACAACUGAUUGAUGUCAGUGUUUGUUUAUUAUUUAUAGAUUCUAUGAUUACUCUAAUAGUAUUUAUUAAGAUACCUUGACAUUACAGUAAUAGUAAUGAGGUCUGAACGCCUUAAAAAUAGAGUUGAGUACAUCCUGGCUGAAAGGCGUCCUCAUCGAUCCCUGUCACAUUCAGGCUUUUUUCUUUGGGUGGAGACAAUGUCUUGUCAGUUCGAUCACAGCUCACAGUUGGCUUCCAAGACUGUUGCAGCUGGGUUGCAUAAGUCAGACGUAGAUGGGUGAAAAAUACAAAAAGAAAUCUUUACUCAUAGAGGGCAGCCACAAGGUUUGGAGAGAAUGAAACCAUGGUCGGUCAAAGACUAGAUGCCUCCUUAUCAGGACAUCUUAACAAAAUGACAAAGAAACUUCAGGUUUACUUGAUUUUGUGUGUCACUGUUGGCCGAGCCUCAGUUGAGUUUCUUGAUCUAAGGAUUGUGAUAUCGACCUGAACAAACUGACCUUAUUUGUUUGAUGAUUUAGCUGCAAUGUGGGUGUGACUUCUGGGUCAGUUUGAUGUAUUUCCAACUUUCACUCUUUGCCUCUCCAUAUUUGGUCCCCUCCAACUGUCUUGUCAGGAUUCUGGCAUUUUAAUAUUAUUUAUUUGCAGUCAGAAUCUGAUGGAACUAAGGAAGGAUACAUUUAACAUGUUUGAAAGCUUGGCGAUACGAAUACUGCAGGUGUUUUGGCUUGAGGAGUGACUCUUAUAACUAACGGCCUUUCUGCUUAAUACAUGCUUGCAAAUUCAGUAAGUUUUUCAUUGAAUAAAUACCUGAUACAUCUCGGCAUAGACUGUGUGAUAACUGGACAUAGCAUGGGUGACAUCACCCAUUUGUUUGUGAGGCAGAGUUUUGAAGCUAAUUAGUGGCGGUCGCCAUAUUGGAAAUGCUGAAUCAAUGUAACUUUCUGUUAACUUAAGAGUGGCGGACCUUAAGCUGCCUUGCACGUGAUUAGUGUGCCUAUCUGUCAGUUAAGUAAGCCAUGCCUCUGACUUGCCAAUCAUGUAACUGCAGCUUUUAACACUGUCAUAUUAGCUAAAUUUCUCAAGGCUAGAGGUUACAGCUUGAAUGCUCAGCUGAAAGUCACCAACUAACAGAGUCACUCCUUAAAACCAAAACACCAUCUGCUCUGAAACCAUCGAUAUCCUGUCAGAACUCUAUGUAACUUGCAACAUCAAUAUUGUUUCUGGAAUAUGACCAUCAAAAAAGCAGACGUUUUGAAGCUGGUGGCAGUUUAACUUCAGUGUUCGAAGUUUGCCAAGUCGUCUGGACGAGUUGUGCAAAGUUCCCCUUCUGUUGCCAAAAUAUGCACAAAUAUUUUUGAUGACACCGGCUUUAAAUGGAUCUAUAGGUCUUCUGUAUCUUGUUCUUCCAAACCAAGAUAUUUCAACACAACUAGGCCCAAAAUCCAGCAGUAUGAGCCCAGCCCUGUUCAAUGUAGUGCAGUGCAUGUCUGGACCAGUGGUUGUGUGGUUGUGGUCUUUGUUGUUGUUUGUCUUGUCGUUCCCUGUGUUGUCUAAACCGGUGUAUGUUUCUGCAUUUUUCCCUGGCUGCAUGCCACGAGAGCUGAGGACACGGCUCACAAACAUGCACACACAAAGAAAGUGUAACAUGAGAGAGAGAGAGUUUGGAGGUCUAAUUUUAGGAGAAAUUUGUAAGCCGUGUUAUAAUUUUAACACGGCACAUAUUUAUGUUGCUCUUUGUCACAGAGAACAUCAAUUGUGGUGCUUUGGUUUUGACUUUCUUCUUCCAUCAGCGUUUCUGACUAGUUUUGUUUCGGGAUUUAGACAAUGGGGACAAGGCUGUGGUAGAGACAGAUGCUAGACACAAAAGUACAAAGAUUUAAAAGAAAUCCAUUAACAUUUCUCAGAUUCUUCGCCUCUUUUCCCCUCCUCUAGUUAUGCACUUGUAUUACAUCUUGGCUGACUUCUCCUUAACUGGAUAUUAUUUUAUUUGGACUGGAGCCAGGGCUCAGGAGCGGGCGGCCUUAGCUGUGUAAACAGCUGUCACCAGCAGGAGUCAUAACUAAUAGGUACCCGUAGACAGGGGUCACAUGUAGUUUACAUGUUUACUAGCUAAUGACUUUCGAGAUGGUACUGCCUCGGUGCAGUAAUGGGCAGUGGUGAAGUGUAAUGGACAGUGUAGGGCUGGUUAUCAUCACCAAGCAUGUGCGUAAGAAACAGCUCAUGAGCAGGACUGUGAAGCUCCUGAGAGGAGAUUUUGCUGAUUGUAAAACAGACUGAAAUUAAAAAUGAUGCUUCUGCAUGACUUGCAAUAAAUUUCGAGGUGUCAUCUUCUAACCUCUUUUCCGACUCUUUCGAGAUGCCCACGUGAGGUUGAAUUAUUGUGUAUCACUUUGGAACGUUGUUGUAAGAACAUCCACAGCAUGACAACCCAAUUUCGCUGCUGAUUUGUUGCAGGAAACACUGCGGCAUGUAGGCACAGGAAAGGUACAGCUUUGUGCAACUCUUGCUUCAAUGUAAUGAUACACUUGGAUUUCAUACCACCCAGGAAUUUUGGAGGCUAGUCUGUGUUCUUCAUCUCAGCGUUGAUUUUAUCGCAACAUCUUACACCUCCUUAAGAUCGUAUCUUACCCACGUUCUAAUGAAAGCUUACUACAUUUUUUUUUUUUUUAAGUGAAAUGUCAUGUUUCCAAACCCAGAAGCACUUUUACUUAAAGGAAAUUGGCUUUUGCACCACUGUUGUGGCUGCGUGCGCUCCAUUUUUGCAGGUGGAGUCCGCUCUUCCUUUGCUUGUACUUUAUGAAAGUAUUUCUUCCAAGUUUCUCUCAAAGGGCUCUGUAGAAAAUAAAUGUGUUCUCUUGAGGGCUGAGUUUGGCCUUUUUGAGCCAACACAAGCCGGUUUCUGUUAAGAAACCAGGGCAGUGCCAACCAUUCAGGUGCAGUUUUGUGGUGCAGAGGGAACAUGAGGCCAGAUGUGACUCAGACACCUGCUGGAGACAAACGUGGCCGCUCUCAUCUGGAUACAGAGUGCACGAUAUGUGACUGCGCACCAGACUGUGAGACCCCUCAGAUUAACUUCCCUCUGUUGUUUUUGAGUUGAGAAAAACUUAACUGUUUGCAUUUUUGUAGGAAAAUAUUUGAAUAUUUUGAUUCUCAACUAGCAAAUCAUCCAAAUGAUGAAAUAACUGUGUCUCUCCUCGGAAACAGACUUCAGUUUUCAGGUAACAAAACAAGCAGAGCUGUCUCUUUUUCCCGUGGAGGUCUUAAUGUAGAUAUUGGAUCCGACCCAGUUUUUUUAGGGGGUGAAAAACAGGCUUUGAUGUUGAAGUUUUGUGUUUUUUUUGGGACAGGCACCAUGUGUGAAAGUGAGAGCAGGUCUCUGUCAGCUGUCCCCCUGCGGUGCACUCCACUUUUGACCCUGGUGAUCACCUCACAUCUCCCCGUCAGCCUCGGCGGGCGACAGAGCAUAUGAGGUUGUGUCUAGUUAAAGGGUUAAUGAGGUAGAACUUUGUGGCAGACAUUCACGUCUGUCUUCCUUGAGACCAGUACAGAGGGAGAUGGAUGUGGGCAGUCAGUCACCGUUAGUUCUUUUUAUUUUGUUUGGUCUCUGUGUUAAAUGCCAAGAGAUUUUCAUUUUCCAUCGCUGCUUGAAGGUUAAACAGUUCUCUUCCCGUUCCUGUUGUGACUAUGAAUCAACUUUGUUUGACUACUUUUAUUAAGCACUUUUUUUUCCACCACUUCCACUCCAAUGAACUCUACUUAAAUCUUUUCACUGUAAUACAGUCAUAGAAGUUAUUCAAACUACUUCAGAUGUGUUAGAUUUAAAGAUUUAUCGUUUAAAAUGUAGGUUGUGGAUCAGUCAAGGGUUUAUUAGGGAUUAUAAUCAGUAUGUUAGAUGUAUGGUAACGUCUUUCCCUGGUUUGAUUUUACAUGUCUGGUGUGUAUGAUCAGGUUGUCCCCUGUGUAGCCACUGCUAGUUAUGGUCCAUAACUAUUGUCAAGGGUUUAGACCAAUCAGAAUCAAGCAUUUAACACAGCUGGAUGAACUAUUAAGGAAUAUACAGAUUAUAUUAUACUCUCAACAAUAUAGAUUUUUAAGGCAGAUAAUGAAGACAUUUGUGUGUGCAUGCACCUUUGCUUAUACAAGUGCCCCAACUAGGCCACCUAAGUUUGGACUCACCUCUGGAUACAGGGUUUUGGAAUAUAUUUAAUCAUUUAAAACAACAGAUUUGAACCCUAACUAGUCCCACAAAGACCUUCUCCAUAAUGCAGUGGUAAAAUAAUUUAGGAACUUUAAAAAAUAAAAUAAUAAAAAUUAGCUUAGCUUUAUUAAAAGACUUGUAAGGAUAGUGUGUUGCAUUAAAUUAGGGUGACCAUAUUCUGAAUCCCCAAAAAGAGGACACUACUAUGCGGGGCGGAGUCGAGUGUCUUUUAUGCACUUCUAACUCUAUUAGUCCACGCCACUCAAACUCAAAACUUCCAUAACAAAACCCAGGACAUUUGAAGGAUUUUAUAAACUCCCCUAGCCAGGCCGGACAGCCCCCAAAAAAGGGGACAUGCCCGGGUAAAAGAGGACGUAUGGCUACUCUAAUAAAGUAGAAAAGACUUUGCAGAAAUAGGAUAUAUUAUCUGUAAGUAUUUUCAAACUAGAACAUAAUCGCACACAUAUAGAUAGAUUGUUUGUUUUUGUUAACUCAGAAUAAGCUUUUUGAUAAAUGGAGGAUCACAAUUAUCAUCACAUGAGCUUCUUGUCCUUGUAGGCCACCCUCGCUCCUCUGGCAGGAGGGGUGAGCAAGGGAGCAUUACAGUCUAGAUUUGGACCAUUAGUCAUUGCCAAAUAUUACCACCUACACGCUGUACCUUUGAGAGGUGCUGGUCAGCAGAUUUUAUUACUGCAGAGAAGGACAGAGCUAACUGUUCGACUAUUUCUGGACUUUGUUUGCUAAGCUAACUAGCGCCCACCUUCAAAUUUAGACACAGUGCUGACUUUACCUUAAAGCACCCGUUUUUAGCUAAUUCAAAACAGACCAUAAUAAAAAUUUAUGUCUCUGUAUGAUAUUUGGGAGCAAAUGCAACCUUUUGAGUUAUGACUUUUGAGUAACGCUUUUAACUGCAGUGUCAGAUAAAGUGAUUAAGUGCACCAUUGUCCUCAGCAACAAUGAUAGAAAGUUGAACAUUGGACUAUUAAAGACAGUAGGAUUAUAUACAUAUAUAAACAGGACAAAACAGCCAAGCAAUAAGACAUGACACUUUGUCCAAGGUGCCUAAAGGAAAUAGUUCUGAUUCUUUCUUUUUGCCUGUCAAUCAGAAGUGAACUGUAAUUUACAAUCUGUUUUUAUGAAAUGCACGAUGCGUAUCUCCCAUCUGAACUCACAGCUACAGUAUGUUUUCCUCUUUCUGGCAAGUAUGGAAGUGUCCUUAUCCAAUGCUUGUGCUGCUCAGAUGUGUGAGCUGGAGGUCAGGGUGAGUUUAGCUCAGUUGAUGACAAAUGGGGACUAGAGAGUGAGCGAAGUUUUGGUCGGGAGACACAAAGCAAUGCUACAUGGGGUGCAAAUAUGCCAAGUAUGCCCGCUAACUUUACUGAUCCUCGCCUGCCAUGUCCUCGUUCCCCCCCUGCACAGAGGUAAACCCACGGCAUGGUCCCACUCAGCGGCAUGUGUGGAAGGUGUGGGUGUGUGCGUGUGUUAGUGAGUGAAUUACUAGACUUCCAGCACGUUGAGCUACAGGUGUGAAAAUUAGGUGUGAGGUUUAUGUGUGAUAAAUUACCAACAUGUGGUCUAAUCGGAGCCACUCCACCUUUUUCUCCACCCACCUUUUCUCUUUUCCUUUUCUUCUUUCCUUUUGGGGGAAAACACAUUUUUCCCACAGCUUGAGUGGAUUUGAGGGAGUGUAAAUAUUGAAAUAAUACACUAUGUUCCAAAACCUGCUAUUUCUUUUGGGACUCAUUUGGGACUUUGUACUUGAUCUGUAACGUCUGUUGAUUGGUUUCUUGAAAACAUCAGGAAAAACAAGUUGUGUUAGUCAACUGAGUGUAACACAAAGGCUGAUCACAAUCUUUGUAUCCAUCCAUGUAAUCUGUCUUCUGCAGUUAGUCACACUCUCUGAAUGGAUUGAUUGGAUCCCUCAGAUGAAAAACUUUGAUUUACGUACUUAGUAAUACCCCUGAAUGACAUGAUUUGUAUUUGGGCUGCCAAACAAACAAUUUUGUCAACCCCGAUUAAUCACAUAAUUUCAAGAGUAAAUCUGGGUUGACUGCGCUGCAAAUUAUAUUUCAAAUUCCAUUAUUUUUCACUUCAAACCAGUUUCAACCCCUUUUCAAUGAUGUAAAGUGAUUCCUGCUGUUGUUUUGAUGCAGAAAUCAAAUAGAGGCGUUGAAAUGCACCGAAUGGUGUUCAGCUGGUGUUGCGAUGUAAGAAUAAGAAGAAGAACUUUAUUAAUCCCCGAAGGGAUGCCUGCUGCUGUCAGUCUGAUCAGCUGCACCUAUGUGCUUAGCUUGAGUUAGCUCAAAGUCAGAGUAUUUUGGUGAUGCUUUAAUUUUGCUUUAUUUGACAUAUAGUGUAUAUUUGUUUUGACUUGGUAACAAAGUCAUUUGGCAUUAUUUUGUUAUUUUAUUGGGUCAAUGUGCAGUUAAAAAAAAGGCUUGUAAGAGCAUCUUUUGUCUCGGCUUACAACAAAGUGACUAAAACCAUGAGGGGUUGUGAUAAUAGCAACACUGUCAGUUUUAUUUUAUUUUCAUUUUUACAUAUUUAUAUGUAAAUUUGAGUUGACUAUAAAAGCUCUGAGAGAAAGGGAAGCUAAAUGAGGACAAUAGUCAACAUCGGUGGUCUCGCAGUAGUCGGUCCCCAACCACAUAGUGUAGCUUUGUGUCGGGGUCCUGCUCACUAUGUCAGGAUAUUUAUUCGCAUCACAACCUGCUCACUCCCUGAUAUAGUGUGCAGCCAAAAGCUAGUAUAUCUUUAUGCAGAUUUAGGCCCAGAGUCUGAUCCUGACUAAAAUCUGUGAAAUCUGUACAGUUUAUAUGUUUAGUUGAUUCAUCAUUUCUCAAAACAUGGUAUUUUCUAUUUGCAGCUUCACUUUAUGCCUAAAUAAAUCUCAGCUUGUGUUGUCUUAGAAUAGCGCUUAAGGUAUGGUACAGUUGCUGAGAGACAAUGGAGUGAGUCUGAAAACUUCUGGGGCGGUUUGCAAGAACAACUUCUUCUCUAAAAAAGGGACAAGGGAGGAAAAACUGGCUGGAAACAUAAACCACAUGCUCGUCUUGCUUGUACUGCCUGCCCAGAGAGCGAUAAAGUCAAUCUUCCUGACUCAUCAAUGAACUCCUGUAGGGCUUUCAUUUCAAAGUGUCAUGAAGAGGUUUUACACCUGUGCAGGCCAUCCAAGCUGUAUGACAUGGUUAUCACUGUCAGGAGAAUCAAAGUCAGAUGCUAGGAAGGAACUAGUUGAUUUGGGGAUUUCAACAAAUGCAGACAAAUGCAAACGCAGCUUUAUUUUAACUCAUGUCCUUUCAUUAUGGUGCAAUGAAAUGUUGGGAUUGACAUUUGUUUUUUAUUUGACAUUCCCACUUUCUAGCUGUGCCAUUAAUUAAUGAGCCACCAAAAAGAAAAAAAAGAAAAUAAAAUAAUAACCACACCAAAAAUAAAGCAGACAUAUAAAUGCAGCAUUAUUAAUGGUUAUUUUGAAGUGUUGACUGUUUUAGAGUGGAUUUUCCCCUCCUGGAACAAAAGUUUAACCUGAUUAGAGGUUUGCAUUGUCUACGUGCAUUGUUAGAGUUCUGUUGAAAUUGACCGUGAACAGAUAUUCCGUUGUUUUCGAGGCACAACUGAGCUGUAAAACAUUUUAUUGGACCGCAAGCCACAGUGAAGAGGCAAUGCUGUUUCUUGACCGCCACAUCAAGGUCAUUCACUCUGUUUUCCUCUGUGAGGGUAGAGCUUUCCAAGGCGGUCUCUCGUUUGCCAUGGUCAAGAGUUUAAGUGUUCGUCAAUGUGGCUGAAAGUGUUAAAAAGUCUGCAGCACAUACCAUGAAACCAGGUCAGUGAGGUCAUCUUUUAUUUCUAGAUUUCCAAACAGGGAUCAUGAGGUCUCUUUCACAUCAGGCACUCCAGAUGUUUGAUUUGACCCAGGUCACGAGAUUUGAGUUAUAAUCCAUCGUAAAGACGUUAAUAAGGAAUAGAACUACCCUAAGGUCUUCAUAUAGAGUUUGAAAGAGAGCAGGGGUGGGAACCAUGAUGAGUUCAGAUGGGCAGAUGGAUGAAAGGUGCGCAGAGUGUUUCCAGAUUGACUCAGAAAAACAGUCAGUGUCUCCACCUGACUGUGCAGAUUCAGAACAAAUUCAUUAUCAAAAUAAAUCAUAUUUUCUAUCAAUAAUAUCAAAUUCGAAUUUAUCCACAAUAUAUAUAUAAUAUAAUAUAUAUAUAUAUAGCAAUGUUGGAUUACAUUGCGCAAUGUAAUCCAACAGCAACAAUUUGUAAAAUUUCAGCUUACCAUUAAUAAUGUAAAGUGCACAGUACAUGGAUUUCAUUGAGCUUUGUGUGCGAGUUUUAAGAAAACAGUAAAUCCAGCUAUGUGCCUCCGGCAUAAAUUCAGGAAGUCCCUGAUUGUCUCUGCCACACAAAGGGAUUGAUUUGGUGUCAUUUAAAAUCAAUUCAUGCAUUACAGUUGUGCCUUUUGUGUUUUCUGUGUGUUUAGGGGAACGGUGGAAGGGGAGAGGUUAAAUGUGCUUGCUUUGCCUGUUUUUUUUCAAGAGUAGGCUAAAAUCUAUGUUAAUAGCAGCACAUCUGUCUGCAGGUGCACCUGGCCCUUUGUACCCUGCACCUCACUUAGCUCCUAGAUUGUGUGCCGCUUAACUAGCAAAAUGUGGUCAGAUGCUCUAUAGUUCCCUUUGCCCCCUGUACUUUAAACUUCUCACUUAAGAUUGUCUUAAUAUGGCCUAUGACUCUCGUUGACUUGUUUAUUUUUCCUGUUUUAUGCAUACAACAGCAUUUCAAUCUGAAGCUUCUUGCACCCUAGAUUUUAACAUUUGCUCAUAUUAUUAUCCAGGGUGACCAUACGUCCUCUUUUACCCAGACAUGGGGGGCUGUCUGGCCUGUCCUUGUCUGAGGGAUUUUACAAAAUCCUUCAAAUGUCUGGGUUUUACAUAGAAGUUUUGAGUUUGUGUCAUGUGGACUUGCUGAGUUUGACACACAUACAAAAAAACCUGACCCAACCCAAAAAACUCUCAAAAUUUAGAGAGUCUCCAAGACUCUGUGACUCUGCCCCCGCGUAGUCAGGUCCUCUUUCUGGGGAUUCAGAAUAUGGUCACCCUAUGUUAUCAUCACUGCUAGUUGCAGCUAAGCAAGCAUCACAAAGUCAUGUAUGAAAGGUGUGGGUUCGUUAAUAUGUGUAUUUGAUGUCUUGGUGAGAGUAGUAUCACUCUUAUGUCUGUAUUCUUAGAGGUUAGCUUAGGUUAGCACAGACUGGAAACAAGCUAGCCAGGCAUUAUAGAAAACAUCAACAAAAUGUCCCGUCCAUCCUCUCUGUCUGAUUAACCUGACACAUUUUGUUUAAUUUAUCUUAGAAGAAAAACAAAAGUUAAAAAUGUCAUGACUCGUUAACUGAGUGUAUGUGUUUAAAUGGGUUUAAUGAAACUGUGUAUGGUAAAUACUCAGCUGAGCAUGGUCUCAAUCAUCCUAUUCAACUCUGGGCAUAUUUCCCGUUACGUUCAACCUCUCUAAUAACCAACAGCUUUCUUGAUGAUUAUGUGGUCAACCAAUAAGUCAAAUGUAGUUUUCCAACCUGCAUGUUAUUGUGGCCUAAUCUGUUGAAUCAUACCAAAGUCAAUUACCUUGAGCUUCUGUUUUAUUGUGUACUUAAAAAGUAGCUUUAAUUUGGCCCCCAUUAUUCUGUUGCUAAACCACAGUUCUCUGGUUUAUCCAUUGACUCUAAAAAACCACCAUCCUUUCAAGUGAAGGCUCCAAUCUCUUUGACGCCCGCCUCGCCUGGUGGAUCUGUGUCACAGGAGCAAGCUAAUAUAUCUGACAGCAAAUGUGUUUGCUCAACCCAUGCUGCAAAAUCAUUAUAUGCAGCAGGACGGUCCUAAAUUAUAAACAUGUGCUUACAGUAUGAUCUGUUAAAGUAAACUGGGGGAAAAAAGUAGAUCCUAAAACCUGACUAUUUCCAGCUGGAAAGGAGUCGGAGGCAAGUCCAGCAUAUUUUCUGCUAAAUUGGAGCAGAAAUGUGCCUUCAGCACACAAGCUCGAAGUACCCCCCUCUUACCCCUUCUGUUUUUCCUCAAAAAUGUUUGAGCUAAGUGCAACUUCCACUUCCAUGACAAAUAAAGUCACAGGCCUGGAAAGAGGGCGGUUUGAUGUAAUUUUCCAUGUACCAGUUUGUAAUAAGGUCUAACAAUGUUGAGAUGUUGCUACGGCUGGUGAACUCGGAGUGUGAGGGUUGACACUGUUGGCUCUCCUGCCUUUUACAGCUUCACAGUGAAAGCCUGGAUAGUAACGUGGUCUGACCAGAGAUCCAGAGUGCGGUUGUUUUGCUUCUUACGGUUCGGUUCGCCACCCGUUGGCUGGUGGUUGCAUAGCUGCUCUGUCCCAUAUCUGCCCUUUCUCUGUUUCUCUCAAGCUUUCUCUUUCUCCACCGAAGUGGAGCAGCAGAAAGCUUAUACCAUCAUUUAGAGAGAACAAGGGAGGUGGACAAUAAACAAUAAUUGUCUCAGUGCCACGAGGAGAGUGUAUGAUUCUGGCAGGUGAUUGUGAUACUUUCCACAUGAGAGCACAAGUCUUCAUGACCUGCUGCUGCUACGUAGAUCCAAAGCUUGAGGUUUACAUUUGUUUCCUCCUCUCUUUAUGUCAUUUAGAGUGCAUUAUUUUUGGUUGUGUUACCUGAUAAUGCCACAGAUUUAUGCUGUACUGUAAAUGCCUUUUCAUAACAAUAGACAGUGUGGCUGCUGGUUGGAUGCGUUCACAGUCAGUAUUAUUAGAUUUACAUACCAGAGCCCCUCGGAGAAAAGGAGAAUAGAAACAGUUGUGUUUUCAUGCGAGUCCUUGUCUUGCUUUUGCUGGGUAUGGAAUUGAGUUUGCUGCACUAUAGGGAUGCCUCAGUAUUCACUCAAGACAGGCAUCCCAUCCUGUCAGUAUCCUAUGCAUUUAGCAUUUAGCAUUGUCUUAGAAUAAUAGCCGAGGGUCUUAUGAGUACAACCAUCUCACCUUGGCUGUAUAUCAUCUACAAUCACCAUACUUUACUUCAUGUAUGAGUUAAUGUCCAGUUAUUAAACUUAAAUGACCUGCAAAUUUUAAAAGACCUAAAGAUCAUCCAGACCAAACCCAAUAUCUUUGUCUAUCCAUUGAUUCAUUGAAAGUCCCUCUUCAACAUACUACUGCUCAGACAACCAUGUAUAUUAGAUUUUAAUGUGUAUGGGAAAACAAAUUCAUACAUUAAUUUCUAUCAUUUAAAUUUUAAAUCCAGUAUUUAACUUAUAUUUAUUUUCUUCCUAAACAAGGUCAGAUUAACAGAAAUGAAUUGAUUUCAUGUUGAUUGGACCAGUUGUUUUGUGCUGUGCAUGUAAUGACCGUUUCAUUCAGUUGAAAACAGUUCCUUUAACCUUUGAGUGACCUUUGUCACUGAAAUAACCUCUGUGACUGUCUUGGUCAUGUAAGAGAAGCCUUAACAUUUAAUUAUUAUCACAUAUACAUAAACAAUAUGAAACCGAUCUGUUGUCAAACUCUUUGCAGUACCCAUCAUUCACCGAGGCCCUUCAUGACAAAGGUUGAAAGAGGCAGCCGACUCAUCGAGCUCAUAUCGGCAAUAUAAUGAAUAUCACUUAUGUAAUAAAGAUUAUUUACCACAAAAAGACUCGACCUGAGCAUCGCACACAGGUAUGCUGGACAUGUUAGGUAGAGUUUAAACCUGGAAGAAGAUUUCAGAUAAAAAAGCCAAGAUCCAGAAAACUUUUACUUUUAAGCUGAAGUUUAAACCUUACUCUUAGAGAUGAAGAUGCAAACAUGAAACAAACUGUAGCAUAUACCCUCAAAACUUCCCUGUUUGACGUACAAGCAUAGACAUCUCUUAUUUUUUAAUGACAUGACAUAGUCCAUCUUCAAGACAGACUUUUGUCAUACCUGUUUAUUAUUUAUGUGAUUAGAUAAUCACAUUUCACACAUUUCACGCAAAUGACAGUUUCAUAUGACUUGUUUUGUAGUACAUCAAUUCAACAGAGUGUGACAUUUCAUAACAGAGAAUAACAUUUCCACUACAUAAAAUAUAUAGCAAAUAAAAGCAUUUUCAAAUAUUUAGUUUAGGAACUCUUCCUGAUCCUAAAAAUAGAUCUGAUGGCCCUGGUGAAGAAACUCUUCAUCCGUUUUAUUGGGCCUCUCCUCGUCCCUCCAGAAGCUUGUGCUUCACUUGUAGGCCCAUUGUUAGCGGGCCUGGUUUGUUUCUCAGCCUCCUCCAGGUUUUCCUCUUCUACCUGGCAAAUAAGGGCUGAUGUAUUGGUAGAAAGACGGCAUUUAGAGGCUGAGGGGAGUGGUUCUUGAGGUUCUGCAUGGAGGGCUGGAGUUUCGUCAAAACUGAGGACCUCAUUUGAACUCUCAGAUGUAACCACACUCAUUUUAUGAAACGCGUCCUCCACACUGAGUGAAACAUGAAAAUUAGUUUUCAGAUCAUUUGACAUCCAGGCAAAGAUCUCUGCGACCAGAAGACCGUCACUUACUACAUGCUGGAGUCCGCCUCCUCCUCCAGAUGGAUCAUAGUUAUCAAGGGGUGUUUGAGGGCUUCCUCUGGAGUCAACCUCUUAUUGGGGUCUGUGCAGAGGAGACCAGUCAGGAGGCUCACAAAUGCUCUUCCAUCCUCCACCUCGAUGAGCGCCUUCACAUCUGAAAAGAGCUACAAUAGAAACAAAUUGAAGAAAGUUGACUUAAUCAGCUUAAUCUCAUUGAGCGACAAAGGUCUACUCUGUCGGUCUUCCAAAAGCUGAAUCAGGUCGCUGUCCAGCAUUUCAAAGGCCAAACAAGUUUGUCCUUUGUGUUCAAACGAUUCAUGCAAAUUCACAAUAUUUGAUGCAACUGGGUCAAGUGUGCUGAUCGCCUGCAGCAUCUUCAGCUGUGAAAAAGAAAAGUCAAAUCAGUACAGCUGCACAAAAAUUACUAAAAGUCAAAGGCAUGAUAAUUGAAUAGAUUAAUGGGAUCUCUACCUCUCUUUGUGAGGCUCUCCUGUCCUUCUUGGUCACGAUCUUUAAAGCAAUAUCCUUAGAAUUAAAAAACAUUAAAAAAUAAACAAUGAAGAAAUAAAAUAAAAUAAAAACAUGAUAAUACAUCCACAUUAACAGCAAAUCACACCUAAAACAGUCAUUAACUGGUGUUUUACGGUGUAUUAGGUAUAUUAUAGUAUGAACAACAAUAUCAGCCAUGUUCAUCACUCUAGAAAGUAUCAGUUUUAACAGAGCCAACAUUUUUUCAAAGUCUGCUGUGAGAGCUCACAAGUGAAACCUUGUGUAAGGAUGUCUUCUUGUUCUCAGCGUUAAGCUGUUCUAAAAAAAAAAAAAUAACACUAAAAUUAUGUGCAAUUUGCCUUGUUAGGGUUUCAGGUUGCAGAAAGUUGGAAUGGGUCAAUGUGAAUGAUUUCAUGGGUAACAGUAGGUGAGUGAAAGGCAGGAAGUAAGCCGGGACGUGGGUGGAACCCCCUGUAUAUGUGGUGGAUUUUGGCAGCCUCGGGAACAGUCUGUCACGCUUGCUUUGGGCUCAUAAAAAUGUACCUGCGAUGGAGUUAAGGUUUCUGCUGGAUCACACGGCAGCACUAAUUGUUUUUGAGCUGCUUCAUGAAAAAACCUCCAAGGAAGCAGAAUGAAUGAGAAAUACUCCAAACAUGCCGUCAUUCGUCUUGUUGUGAGCCUGGCUGUUUCAUAUUACUAAAACAUUAAGGCUUUUCUGAAACACGCUAGAUACUUAUCAAUGCGUUUGUACAUGGCUAUGCUAGCGUGUAAUAGAUUUUAUGUUCAAAUUAGAUUUUGUUUUUUUACAUGUCAAGAGCAAUAGGUUAAAAGAGAAUAAACAAAAUCAAAAAAAAAAAAAAGAAUUAAAAAGUUUCUCAUCUUGGAAAUCAGGCUUAUUAUAUUAUUUUGGUGCAAGUCAGCUGAUAUGAUUAGCUUGCAAUUAGUUAAUGAAGUGUAAGGACUGCAAACUUGCUAUCUGAUUAAGGAGUACAUAUAUAUAUAUAUAUAUAUAUAUAUAUAUAUAUAUAUAUAUAUAUGAUACAUAUAUAUGUGUGUGUGUAUACUGUAUAUAUACAUAAACAUCUUGCAUAUAUAUAUAUAUGUAUGUAUACAUAUAUAUAUAUAUACAUACAAGACAAAAUACAUUCCCAAGUGGUAUGAUAAGUUAAUUUUAGCCAGACCCCUCCAUUUAAAUGCGUUUUUAAAGUCUGGUUUCAGUUGGACCAAAUGAACAUUCCUGUGUUUUGGACUUCAUGUAAACAUACAAGGUGGAGAACCUCAUAUAUUUACCUAGCCUAAGCCUAAAUAAACAAUUUGAGUGCUUAUUUUAUCAAGAAGACUCCCCGAUUAAGCAACAAGAAGUGAAGCAGUCGAGGCAGGCAGAGUGUCUAUCCAGCGGGUCCACACUGUGACACUGCUGGCUGUGGCUUCAUAAAAGAGAAACAGAAAAUAUCGUAGUGGUUGAUGAUGAGUAACAGGUAGGCUACAUUAAAGGAAGGGAUUAGAAAUGAACAAGGGGUUUUCAUAAAGGUCAAAAAUGUACAUAUACUGACGUUUUAGUUGAGUUGUCAUAAUGCAACAUCAAUAGGAGAGAGAGCGGUUCAGAGAAUGUUUUUAUGUGGUUUUUGUUCAACAGCAGCAGCCUUUUACAGACCCUCUGCUUUGCCGACAUGACACAUUGAGGCAAUUAUUAAGUCUUUGUAUUAGAAUGUCAUCUCAGAGGCUUCUUCAGUGACAUUGGUAUAGACUGUAGCCUUUGUAAAUACAAAACUGGAGGAUCAGAGGGAUCCUCAGUUAUCUGUCAGAAGUGGGAAUGGUGGAUUUGUUUUGUUUCACGUAAUAUGUGUUAUGUGGUUGAAACUGUAAACGCCUUUGGGUCAUCAUGUGCAAGGAGUGGCACUUUGAAUGGCAUGCACACUGCUCUCCUGUCUCUAAAAACAUGUAUGGUAAACCUGGAAUCCAUAUUCUCACAAUGAGCACUUUUAGUCAGGCUUCUCUUCAUGUCUGGGUCACUUGAGUUUGAAUGUGAUUGACAAUGGAAAUACUAGCACUAAAGCAUUGGACGGUUUGCGGUUGGAGAGGAAGCCAUGAGGGGCAGCCGAGCAUGUGUCAAAACAUGACACAUUGUGUGUUUUUGUUUUCUUUUAAGUUUCGAUGGACUGCUUUAGGAUAUGUCUGCUGUUUAAGAGCAGGAAAAAGACACAAUAUGCAAAACUGAGACCACAUCCAUAACUCAGAACACAUCCCUACCACACUAAACAUACAGCCUCAUGGUCCUGCCAAAUUAGUUUAAGCUGCAAUGAUCUAUAGAGACUUCAGAACUAACACUUUUAGUCGCAUUUUGCUUUGAUUUUCCCUUUUUUAAGUUCUACUUAGAAACAUUACUGCUGCAUGCUUUGGUAUUCUGUUUUUAAUUUUAAACCCAUAAAGCAAACUGGAAUCUUAGUUUUUACACACUAAACACUCUCUUUACUGUUUCGUUUCUACUAUAAAGAAGCUGAUCUCCAAAUCUCAAAACAUCAUACACAUGGAUGAGUGUUUUCUUUAUGAUUGGCUGAAAUCUGCCGGCAGUUGACAGAUUGAUGUAAAAGUCCGCAAGACAUUAUACCGGUAGGACGUGAGUUGGAUAGCACUGCUCCAGACACUGUGAAUUGUGGCCUCCUUCCUGACAUACCUGUGGCCUGAACCUCCAAACCUUUCCACAGACACACACACAAUCUAAUCUCCAUAGAUCUGCACCAAAAGAGUUUCUCUCCAUCAUAGUCAGCCUCGCCCCCAAGCAAUUGUAAUUCCAGGAUGUGGGAUCAACUGUUUUUUGCGCUGUGUGUGAUUAUGUUAGCGUGCAUUGCAAAGUUAGCAACCUGCGAUGAAAAUUACUGAAAACGAGCAGCAAGCAGGAGAUUCAAACCAGACACCUAAAAGUGUCAAAACUUUCCCAGCUGAUUGGCUGGUCAGUGACACAAGAGGACUGAAUGCCCUGAUCUUCUUUUGUCUUUUAAAAGAAUUGUAAGUAGGCUGUUAUUAGUUAUAGAUUCAAGCCCACUAAAACAGCAAGGGAGAAAUAAGCUUUCCAGCCUCACAGCCCUUUCCUGUUGCCAACUUGGCUUACGCUUACAGCCAGUGUUGUGUUCAGGUUUGGCGAGUGCUGAGAGAAUAAAUGUGACCGAGUAAAUGUGAGUGUCAGUUUGCUGUAAACACACCCAGACUGUAUAUACUAUAGAAAUAUAUGUUUAAGUAUGAGGUUAGGGCUAAUGUCGAAGUUUAGUUUCACUGAAAGGAAGGUCUGACAGAAUGAAACAAGAGAUAUAUAUGAGAAAUUAUGUUUGUGGUGGUACCUGACAGUACUUUUUAUGUAGCUGCAAAAAUCCUCUAAAUAAAAGUGACAUUAAACAUUUAGGUUUUAAUACUUAGGCACAGUAACUACAUCAAGAUAUGGCUGCGUAUUAUUGAGUAUUUUAAUCAAACACAUGACUGAAAAACAAUAACAGAGUCAAAAGACAGCUGUGAAUUUGAUACACAGUACUGUAGUCAUUUAUAAACCUGAUCAACAGCACCUGUGUCCACAAGUCCAGCCAACUGAUUCAAAGAUAUUGUUUCAUAUUGACAGACCACCUGCAUUGGCGCUGGAUUGAUACUCAAAGAUCAGACACAGUCUUAUAUCAGAGAAUCGCAGGGGCCAAAACUUGUCAUAACUUCAGGGGUUUGAAUCCUCACUAUCUCCCCUCAUUGGAGCCAGAUUGAGAUAAACAAUCAGCAGUCAGUGUGAUGAAUAGGCUCGGAGCAAACACCCUGGUGCUGUUGUGAUCGAUGGGUUGUCCUAGGCCUCAUCCCAAAGGACCAACACAGACACGUUUUGAUUAGCACUUUAUCUUACUUCCAUCAACCCGGACUUCAGGAGAAUGAGUCUAGUUUGGCAGAGCUGGUGUGCCUCUCUCUCAGGAGACACUUUCCCCUGAUCCUGAAUAAAAGGAAUGAAAAAAGAUGUGUCUGACAUCCGCCGACUGAUUUUCACAUGAUUACAAACCAAUGCUUCCACUAGGCCCACUUAACACUCACUUUCAUCUGGGGGAAUCAGUGAAAUCUCAUAUGCAGAUCUAGGGCCAGUAACACAGACAUGCUCUGCUCUGUCUCUUAGGGUUUGUUGAACAGUGUUUAAUUCAAGCGUUGCGGUAGGUCGUUCAGUCUGAGCCGUGCUGCUACCCACUCCCUGCUUGUGAUACUUUAGACUUUUCCUCCAUCAAUUUAAACGUCUCCCAUCCGCAGAGUUUGUAUUUGCCCGAGGACAUUUUCCUGUAAACGGGUCACUAAAGAGUUUACACUGAAAGUCACUUAUUGGAGAAUGGACUGUCUCUUUACUGGCUCCUUUGUCUUCCCCAGGCAACUCGAGCUGAGGCCAGAGGCUCUGCGGUUUUCGGGUCUUUCAUCGGCUGUCUCAAAACAAUCAUUCAGGAGGCCAGCUUUGACCAGAAUUAAUGCAAUAUUCACAUUCAUAACCAAUCAGUAUUGAAAUGUUGAGAGGGGAGCCAAAGUUUGCAUGAAUGACAAAUUGUUGAAUUGAACGUAUUUACUGUGAAUUAUAGUAUACCCUGUUGAUGUAUCUAUUAUGGUUGUUUCGGUUUUAUUGGUGUACUUGGGUUUUCUUCCACUGGUUAGCCCUCCCACAGUUGAGUCUGUUGCCUCAAAUUCACCCAUGUCCUUGUCAUCGGGUGAAGUCAGGGUCAUUCACAGUUGAGUGAUGAUACACUAUCUGAAAGAAUUCUGGUUUUCUUUUACAAGUACAGAAGAAAUAGCCUUCCAAACCACCAUGUUAGAUGCAUCUUCCGCUGUGGCUUUAGUAAAAACUGACAUUUCCUCAGGCUAUCGCUGGUCGCUUUCAGGUUAAAUCAUGGAUGACAACUAUGUUAUUGGUUGCACAUUGACUGUUCGUCAAUAUCAAAAGUCAGUGUUGAAAGUGAUACGGUAUUUAGCACACUGUUAGGGUGCAAAAUCUGAGGGUACAUUUAUGUUCUCCACCCAGUGAGAGAAUGCAUGUGCUAACAGUGACAGGCUCAUAGUCUUCAGCAUGAAAUGUGCUGAGAAUUGGGGAUUUAGUCAUCGACAAGAAGCAACAAAGAAAAGUAAGAAGCUGAUGAUAGGGAUCGACUACAAGUGUAAUGUAUGUAUAAUCGACAAUAAUAGGAAUGGGAAAAUUUGCAGUUGAAUUAUUGAACAUUUUUAAAAAAGACAUAUUGGGACCACUGUUUCAUGAUCCUCUGGGGGGGAAUCCCACAGUAGAGUGGCUCAGUUUGGGGUUUUACUGACUGACAUAGAUGGUUGGAGGUAGCCCCAGAAGAACCUAAAAAAAGAGUGUUAUGAAUGGGAUUCAGAAACUGAUCCACCAUCCAAAAUGCCCUUGAAUUUGAAUCACGCUGACCUUUAAUUCGAUGUUAAUAAUCGUCCUUGUUUGCAUUCUUUGUUUCCCUGCAGCUAGCUAUGGAGCUUACCCCAUCUGUAAAGGCUGCUCGGUGUGCUCCAGGGACAAUGGCUGCGUAAACUGCCAGCCCAAGCUCUUCUUGUUUUUGCGGAGGGAGAGGAUGAGGCAGUACGGGGAGUGUCUUCACGACUGUCCAGCCGGGUACUACGGCAUGCGAAGCCCUGAACUCAACAUGUGCUCCAGUAAGUCCUUUUGAGUUUUUUUUUCCGUACCCAGCUUUCCUUUCACUCCAUCUUCCACUCUCCUGACUUUCCCCUUCUUUCUUCCCAACACCCUACCGCUCAUGUACCCCAGAGACACACACAUUCGCUCCCUCAACUUGCCCUUUUCCCACAAAACAUGAUUUAUUGUCAAUUAUCCUGAGGAGACACACAUACCACGCAAUUUGAAUGGCUCAUCUGUUCACACAGGUGGAUGUAAGUAGUGAAGCCUUGUCUUUGCAGUGUCUCCCUCGGGAUUCGACGAUCUCCAGCCAGAAAGAGCGCUGUUUCUAAUUUUCUUUUUAACACUCCCUUUGCACAUGCAUUACCAAACUUCCUAUAGUCUCAUGGAUGUUUGAACGCAUGAAACCCAGGUGCAAAUGCAACAGAGAUGCUCUGAAGUUGGCCAAACUUACUCCAGAGACUAAUAUCAACACAAUAAGUUCAACACAUAAACCCAGGCCUCUUUGCUGUGUCAUUCAAUAUUACCUAAACUACAAAGGUGAUUACAUAAGCGUCAGGGUUUGAAGCUAGCUGCUUUUGUUGACUGUCUGAAGAGGUUGCGGAUGGAGAAUUUCAGCAGCCAGUAAAAAUUUUGGGCAGUGAAAGUUGUUUUUGGGAGAAACAGAGAGCCUGUCACAGCUCAAGUGUCCAGAUUUUCCCAACAACUGUUCAUUAAAAGUAGUUUGAACAAGGAAAACAAAGCAAUAGGAAUAACAAACAGAGCAUAAACACUUUAAACUGGUGGUGUGUUUCUAAUUUAGUUCAUUUUAACGAUGUUUCAGUGAUAAAAUCAAGUAGUCAUCUAACACUAACACAGAUUACUCUUAUGGUCUUAGGGAAAUAUUCUCUUCCAAAUACUUUUUUUUUCUUCUGCGAAAAAAAAACCUCUGUUUGGUUUAAUAACUUGAAAAUUUUAAAAGUUCUCAUGCUUCUCAUAAAAGAAUAAUAAUAAAUCCAAUUACUCAAAUGCCUCCCUCUACUCCUCAUGCAGCACCCGGAUCUCAUAACCUUAUUCUAACAUGGAAUAUGGUCUGAGAGAGAGAGAGUGGGAGAAAAAAAAUGAGAGAGCAUUUAUAGGUUUACCCGGAGCCGUAGGUGUUGGCUGAGUGUUUCAUAUGAAAACAGAGAGGAACUUGAACUCAUUUGGUUCCCGCGCCAAACUCCUGACAGACACACUAAAAUAAAGCCCCAGAGGAGAGUGUCCGAACCCUUAGGCCCAAUAACAUCACAACCCUAGGCAGAAGAGGGAAAAAAAUCAACGUCUCUGCAGCCAAUCACUCUAAACCUUUAUGCAAGUACAUCUGCUGGCACUAGUAAUUGGUAAGUCUACAAUUUAGGAAAUCAAAUGUAAAUAAAGUGGGUUGGGAGAGAAUCGAUGCAUGCAAAGAAUGUCAAGUAUCUCUGGGACUUGUUCAUGACUUAUGGUUAAAUGGAGCUUGAGAUGAACUUGCAGACUGCCGCAGUGCCAGAAGACGUAGGCAUUGUACCAGACUGCUGAGGUGAAAGAGGAGCAAAGGCAGAAAGGGAAGUUCUCAGAUUUACCUGUCAAGCUACCUUCAACCAUCACUUGUAAUCAUGAGUUGUGGGUGGAGACCAAAGACAGAGAUGUAGGGACUAAACUGUUGAACUAAGCCAAGAGUGAAGAAGCCUUUCAAAUAAUUAUAAAUCUUCUAUUGAAACUUCAACUACGUAAAACUUAGAUAUUGGUCUUAUAUGUCACUUGAUGUAGACCGCCAAAUUAGCAAACAGUAUUUAAUGACAUCACAUUUUUAUUUAAUGCAGCUUUUGUACCUUUUAGAUUCCCAUUCAAACAGAAACCCUUGAGAAACAUCUUUCCUUUUUGUAGUCUAAACCAGCAGCAGUAAUUUAAUCCUGUUUUAUGACUCAGAGAAAAUUGGGGGAGAAAGACAUCUUGUACUCUGGUGAAAAGCCUUUUUUUAUUUUUUCACUUUAACCCUGUGAUCCUAACCGCUGUAUCCCCAUGCUGGGUGAAUUUUGACUCUAACUUAUCCUGAUGUGUGGCAAGUUAAUCUGAAUCCCACUCGUACAAACUGCUCAAAGAACAACAUCUUGUAUUGUCACGUAGCAUCAGAUCUCAGAGAGAGACCCACUUUGAUGUGAUCACUGCUACAGUCAUGACUCUCUAAUCCAGUUUCCCAUUUGACCCUUAUUCUCAGCUGUGCUCUGCAUGUCAUGUUCACUAAACAGUUCACAUCCAACCUCCAUAAACGGAUAUUUUAUUGGGUUGGAAGCUAAUUGCCGGGUCAGUGAAUAUUAUUUGUGGUUUGACACAGCGAACUGGUAAGCAAGAGCUCAAAGGCACAGCGGUUAAAUGAAGGUGAGGGGUUCUAGGAAGUACCCGAUCAGCGCUGCCGUGUGCUCCUGGUUACCAAAGAGGCCUGGAACGUGGCAUUACGUCUCUGUUAUCACGAGCUUUUAAACACAGGCUCUGAAAUCACUUAGGGAGCAGCUGCUUAUUAUUACACCAGAGUUUGUCUGUGUGAUCUUAUCUCAUUCAAGAAUUUUUUUUGUGGACUGCCUGAGUAAAGAAAAACAAGAAGUAGACAAGCAGGAGGCUUAUACACUCAGACACCUGCUAGUUACAGACUGACUGUCAGUUUUUCAGAGAGGGAUCCUGAACAAGUGUUGAAGAGAGGAGGGAUGACAACACUUUUCACACUGUGAUAUAGGGAUGAAUAAUUUUAGGAAAAGAUCGAAUUGCAAUUUUUCUAGCAGAAAUUGCGUUGUCCAUGAGUAACGUAUGCCGCUUCUGAUUGGUGAGUUUGUCGGGACGUUAGGGAGACAGCAUGUAUAUGUAAAAUAGUUGACACAACAGAUCCCGAGUCAGUCAGGAGCGCAGCACAAAAAGAAAAAAAAAAUUGCGAAAUCGCAGUUUUGAUCAGAAAAUGAUAAACUGUUCAGCCAGACUGUGAUAUUGCAACAUGAUGUUCUCUGACAUAGAGAAAGUCUCACACGUAGUUUGACUAAUACAGAGUUUCAGUGAAGUUAAAUUCUGCUCAAUUCAGACCAGCCAAAAAAGAAAAAAAAGACUGUUGGAGUGAAAUCUAGAUCUAACACACAGUUUAUCUGCUUAUCAUAGCUUAUUACAACUUACAGAGCUUAAGUAGAAGACUUCAUUUGUCAAUCUCCAAGCCAUUAACCUGUAAGUUUGUGAAUUGAUUUCUGUCUAAAUGCACCACAGGUUUUAGUCUCUGAGGGAAAGGCCCUUUUUGUGUGUAAAAGCAGCCUCAGUAUGACCUUCUGUCCUCUACAAGAUCCCAUUCAUUGGCCUCAUUCUAGAAAAGAUCUACUUUCUGAUCACCAUAAUAUGAUGUAGUUGUGGUUACAUCAUUCUCACCUUGCAGCAAUCUACUGUAGAAUCUGGACUAUACUUGACCUGUGGAUGUAUAUAGUUGGAGCAUCUGUAUCUUGGACAGAGAUGGAGGAAUCCACCCAUCCAUUAUCUAUUAUUCUAAUUGUGGGUAGCCCUGGUCCCCACUCCAUAAGGUGUGGGGGUAAUCUUUGAACAAGUGAAACACAUCAAAACGGAUAAACACCCGCUCACAAAAAUCCACCAGUUGGCACCAGUAAACUCCACAAAAGACUCCAGUCCACAACAAGAUUCAAACUAGGAACCUUCUUGCUGAGUGUUGACAGGGUUUAUGAUACAACAGCCCACCCUUUUUAUGACUCUGUCGUUAUGAAUCUUCUGUUUUUAUGUAAAAACCUGUCUUGUCCUUUGUUUGUUUACCACCCAGCUUCCAAGCAAUGCAUUGAUUGUAUUCCACUUUUGGGUAAAAUCCUGGCAUGCAAACUUCAGAGCAUGCCCAGAACACUUGGGCAAGUUUCAGUCUGUCCCCAACCACAUUAUGUGGGCAUGUUAGUCUGAGUGAGAAAAGUUUGAUUUAGUGGGAUUUCAGUCACACCACAGUGUUAACAUCCAUUUUUAGCCACACUAACUUUAUAAAUUGAUUUUUGAAUGACAUGUAAAUGUGCACACAGCCUCUGGUAUUUCAUAUGUUAAUAAAGGACCUGUUGGGUGUGAAUGAAAUCGUCUUCAGGCCCUGUCCCCCCAAAGUCAUCCCUGCCUUCCAACCUUACCAUACAUGACCUAUUAAAGUCUGGUGACCAUUUGUAACCAAAGAUUCACUUUUCUUGAGAGUUCACGACACUGUAGAGAUAAUAAAACCAUAAAAGAGCCCUAACAAUGGUCUCUAUACAUACCUCAACAUAAUAACAAGAAUUUACAGCUACUCAUCAGCUGAAUUCCAAGAGGCCCAACACAUAAGAGGCCACAGCGUUAACAAGAUGUAUCUCAUUCUUAGCGGUGCCUUCUCGUUGCAUAAUACCAUUUUGUAUGUUCAUAUAUUAUGUUCCUGGGUCUCUGCUUUGCGUGGCUUCUUUCAGCAGCUAAUGGAUGGGUUGAUACAGGCCAUAAACCAUAAGAAGGAACUCCAGCAUUAUUCAGAGGGGUUCUUAUCAGCCGCCCAGAAGAGGCCCCACACCAGUGUCUGUGGGUGUCAACCCAGUGCUCUGCAGGGAAGAUUUGUAGCAAUGGUCACACAGUGUGCUGCUGUAUGUACAGCCAAAUCUGUGUGAAUGCGGUUCAGUCUCACAGUCACAUUUCAUAAGACUGGUUUUUACAUACAUUCCCAAGCCAAAGCGUAUUCUGUCAUUUUUUAUCACAAGUGAGCUCUCUGGCUGGAGGGAUUAUGAGCUGAAAGGCAACUACCAGAGCUGUCCUCGAAGAGAAAUAAGUGUUGAGAGGGCCAGCAAGGGAGCAGUGCUGCAUUCAAAACUUCCUCCCUCAGGGUGUAUUAAAGACCCCCCAUUGCUUCAUGCUCUUACACACAUUGUAGCCACCAACCCAGCCGCUUUGCCUGAAUGCAGCAGGCCUUAAAAACCCCAGCUGCAUGCUGCCAACCAGUAACCAGUGUGAUCAAGGCUUGAGAUUGCCAAUAUCCUGAAAACGUGGUUUAAAUAUCACGGCUCAAUCAGUGCCAGUGUAAUGUGCCACAAGGGGCUCUUCUGUCAAAAGUAAUUUUUCGGAGAGUUAAUUGUGAUUUCUUUUUUAUUGCAUUUGUCAGACUCAGGAAAUCUUUUACAAAAUCCCAUUGUUGUAUUUCUCGCUGCUUUGUCACUUCUAAUUAGGGUUGGAAGUAGGAGGUUGACUGGAUGCAUCUUUUCCAAGAUCGUUUUAGUUUUUAAGCACCUCAUGGGAAUUUGUACGGUUGGAGAUGGAUGAGAGCCAUGGAUUGUGGAUCUCUGCCCAAUGGGUACUGAAGCUAGGUCAAGAAACUAAUACCCGUUUUGUAACUUUAAGUUGGCAGUGCUGGCAGUUCUUUCUCCUGCUCUGCCUCUCCACACCUCUCAUUCAAGUCCUCUCUGAGCUUGUGGGUAUUUCCAUUGCACAGUCUGACCAACAAAAAGACCAGUUGCUUUUGGCCCCUGGACUUUACCGAGGGACAUUUAAUCAUCACAGCUCUACUAACUAUGCCUUAAGAUUUGCCAGACAAUACAAUGGACACACCAAACCAAGCCCUGCUCCCAUGACAUCGCAGCCAGACAUGAGUGGAAUCAGUACUCUUGGGUACUGGAGUGUGAUUGGAAUAGGCAGUCUGCGCUUGACCACUGUCUGAAUUUCAAGCUGUCUGUGUUUAUGCUGGAGCUGUUUGAGCACUUCCAGGAGCAGAUCCUGGUACAUCACAGGCUUUAUUCAUCGGGUUGAAGAAGCCAGAAAGAUCGCUGACACAUCUGUCAUCCCCGUUCUCUCUCUGGGAGAUGCUGAUUGACAGGUACACCACCUCUGCUCCAGCUAGCACCACACCGGCGUGCAGAGGAGCACCCGAGUGGAAAAAAAAAAACAGCACGGAGAGAGGUGGGAAGAACAUGGCAGCUCUGGCCUUUGUCAUGAACCUCUGCCAUCCGGGGCUCCACACGACAUGGCUGGGUGGCAGCGAGCAAGCCAAAGCUUCCAUGUCAGCCAAACCCAGGGCCUAGAGAGUAGGUCAAAGCUGUUCAACCCAACUUGGAGGCAAGGGAUGGAAAAACAGGGCUUGUUUUCCCCUUCACACUGCCAGGCCUUUUACGACAUGGACACUCCUGCUGCGCAAUAUCGGCUCUGGUUAGCUUUCUUUAGGAGGCUGGGGAUUCCAGUAGACAUCCCAACUCAUGCUCAGAUAGCGUAAAUGUCCCUGCCUGAAACAUGAGAGAUCAUCAAUCUUUAAAAAAGACUUUAACACCCUGUCUUUAAACACUGAAUAUUCAUAUAAAUAAAUGAAGGGAUUACAUAUGGUGCUGUCAGCCUGCGUUGAAACAGCAGUUGACUGAAGCUGACAUGUGGCUUUGAGUGUCCGUGAUAAAAAUCGGUGGGUUUCUUAUCCAGACCACAGCAGAGGGAUGGGCGUCUGCCAAGCAUGUGCCAUUAGGUCACACGUAACGCUCUGUGACUCAUCUCUUCACUUCGAAUACACUUGGCGAACAAACCACAUAAAUUUAAGUGAAAAAUCAAACAAACAUCGAAAGAGUGCAAUAGCAAUACAGUGUACGGUGUUGACAACCGUCAGCCAGCUGUUGAAACUCCCCUCAGAGCUGAAACACUCGGCUUCUCCUCCUGUGUUCAUCAUAUAACUCAUGUCCAGAACCAGCCUUGUAGAUAAUGAUGAUAAUACGUUUAAGUCCCAGGAACACCGGGCCUUCAAUGGGAUCUGAUGACCUCAUUAUUUCUCAUUAGUCUCCCUGAGGCACCUAGAUGAAGACUUUAAAGGUGGUCCAGAGGUUAAUCCUGCGUGAAGAAUGAACCCGCUCCCCUGUAUCUGUUUCUGGAGUUGCUGGACAAGCUGCCUGACUACCGACUGGGCCGCAGAUCAGCGUGGGAGCAUCUCCAGUGUCACAGAUAGCCCAUGUUAUCCCAGAUAGCCUUUUGCCAGUAACUAGACAGAGGGAUAAAUGUCUGUCAUGGUGAUCCCUUCCGACCCACCUCGUCUCUGAUGACCUUUGACCUUGCAGCUUUGCCUCCCUGCAUUCUAACCCCCAUGGAGCUGCAUUGAUGUGUCAUCCACCCCAUCCAUCUCACAGAGGGACAUUGUUACUUAUCUGCUGUUUAGAAAACAAGGUUUCCGAGCAUUCGCAGCAUCACCUUUCUACAUCUGAAACCACCAGCCAUGUUUUAAUCAAAAUCCUUGUCCAAUGUCGCUGCUGCUACAGGAUACAGUAUUUCACACAUCUGCGUUGCUUGUAUUUACUGUCAAUAACUGAGGAUUGCACAACAACUCUAGUGCUUGAGAGUACUGCCAGAUGUUCUCGUUCCCCCCGCUUACUCUUUUAUUUUUCUGUUUGGGAGCUAAAAGUCUCGCAGGUGAUGACAGGCCUGGGAAGUGUGUAGGGUAGGAGACAGCUUUGUGCUUUCCAAUUAGCCUAGUGAUUUAUUAGACAUGGGGGGCUUGUCUUGUAUCAAACUCCAGCCUGACUGAUUCGGUUUUACACAGUGAAGAGCGGUUAAGAGGUAGAGCUUGGAGAAGACAGCAAAAUAGCUCCCUUAAACGUACACAUUCCAGACAAAUCUCUGCCGUGCUGUGUAACUGCGGAUAUUUGAGACAUGUGUUAAGAUAUACGAUAAAAUGCAACAACAGUAACGCAGCGAAAUGAUAUCAGAUGAUUGAAUUGAUAGCAUAAAAAGGAUAUGAGAACGCAGGAAACGACCAAAGAGAUCUGCGAUUUAUGGACAGUGUGCGUAUGUUUUUCAGCAUGUUGAGUACAGCGUCAUUGUGCUAUCUGCAGUCAUAUCUGAUUGGUAUCUGCGCUUGUGCAUAUGUGUGUCUGUAUGUGUGUGUGUCUGUAUGUGUGUGCGUGUCCAUGGUUUGUUUAGACUGGUCGGGAAAGCGUGAGACCAGAGUGAGUGGGCAGAGGCCAUACUUUAGGGUUCAAAGUAAAGCGGGGAGGGACCCCCUCGUUUUGGAGGAAUGCUGAGGAGGAGGCCUGAUGGUUAGCUGGAGAUGGUGUAAUUAAGGGGUGUGAUUGUGAGAACCUUCCCUUCCCCGGGCCCUGCAAGGGUCACAGAUUAAACAGCAGCCCUUAGCCGCUGCUGUCGCACUCACAUUUGGGAAAUCACUGCAGAGUAGGCUUGCAUGUCAAUUUAUGUUCAUGUAGUAACAGAUUGCUGUGUCGCUGCAGUGCGGGACACAAUCAGGGAGCAGAUGACAUCCUACCUGCGGACCCUACAGAUUGUAGGAUGCCUAUUGGGCAAUUGAGCCCCAUAGAGCUUCAGAGAGCGUCAUAAAUUAGACAGCUCUGGGAGGCUCCUUCUAAUCAUGUGGGCCUGUGCGUCGCCCUGUUUGUGUGCUGGUUGUAAUUUCUGUCUGACUUGCUAUUUGCAGAGUAAAGCCUUGGUGACACAUUGCCGUGCAUUUUCUUUGCAAGCGGGACUCUGCAUGACAUGUGCAGGGGGCAGGGCGUGGCGUGGGAGGAUGAGGGUGCUGUUGUGUUUGCUGACUAAAUGCAUCAGCAUUUGUUUGGUAGGGCGACGCAAAAUGUUAUUGCCUCCGCCUCUCUCGUUCACCUUCCCCUUUUGUCUCACAUCCAACUCUGCAGUUCAACACCCAGCUGGCGAGCAUUGUUAUUUUGAGCCGCGGUUCACACUUUAAUGAAAACCUGACCGUCCAAUAAUUCUUAGUUAUGGAAAGAGACAAAUUGGAGCAGUGUGGAGUAAUAAAAGAGCACAUUAAGAAUCCCUAAUGGGAGGUAUUCUUCCUGUUUCAGAACACCAUGUUGAAAACAUGUGAGCGCUUGUGUUUGGAUCCAGACUGUUGGAUGUCGGGCAGUCUGUUGAAAGAGUCCAGUGUGACAUAAUUUCUCAUCGUCUCUGUUGUUGUGUUUUCACGCUGUUGAUUUGUUCACUCCAAACAAGAGCAGGAAGAUGAAAGAAAAAUCUCUUUGAGGCAAAACAAGUUUCUCUGAAAUACACUUGAGCCCCGGAGAGAAAUGAUUCACAGGGCAUCCACUUCUUUUUCUUUUUUUUUUUUGUGGGAGAGACGGUAUAAUCCUUUCAAGAACCCCUUCCCCAAACCCCUCAGCUCUCGAUCAACUCCAGAUGAGAGGGUUGCUCACUCAGACCCUGAUGACUCUUCUCUUUCUCUCCUUUUUCCUCCAGGGUGCAGGAUAGAGAACUGCGAGUCCUGCUUCAGCAAAGACUUCUGCACCAAGUGCAAGUCAGGUUUCUACCUUCACAAAGGGCGCUGCUUUGAUAAGUGCCCCGAGGGCUUUGCCCCGCUGGAGGAUACCAUGGAGUGUGGAGGUAUGCACAAAAUCUCAAAAACUAUGUCUCCAGUGAUGGUAAAAGUUCACAACUUCAUUACCUCAGCCAAAGUAUGCUGGUCAAAUGUUACUCCAAGACAAAUGAAUGUUGUUCAGUCAAAUUAUUUUCUGAGUUACCAUACUGAAGCACUUCAAUAUUUCAAACCACUUUUUAAAAUAUUGUAUUUUCACAAAGCAUGAGUAAAGUCAAGAAUACGUGGCUGUGCAUCUGCUACAUUACGUUUACUUGGACAUUAUUAUACACAUUUUUCAAACUUGUAUGCAACUGAUUUCCAUUUCCAAAAUAAUCAAAACAAUAACAGGAUCAACCAGCUUUAAGUUACUCAAAGUACAGAUAACCUCACUCAAUAUGUUAAUCUGGAAUAAAAAACGUUUCUAGCUUUCAUGGCUUAGCAUCCUUUCUGAGGUCAGAUAGUGAAUUUUGUUUAGCCCUGAUGAAGUUUGUGCACAGAGAAGAUAUUUAAAACCAUACUAUUACUUUUUUAAAGCUCCUUUAGUGAGUUUUUUUGGCAUUGAUGAAAUAGACUAAAACUCACAGUGAUGCUUUUUUUAUGACACUUAAAAAAGUAAAAAUAGACCAUAUGGUACAACACCCACAAUUUGUGUAUGGUCACUUCAAAUGCUUAAAAUGACUGUAAGGGCAUAGGCAUCAGCCUACCCACAUACAGUAUUUAAACACUGUAAAACCUUUUACUGUAAAAAAUUACAGUAUUUAAUUGGCAGCAGUAAUCCAGUAAAAUACUGUAAGUUUUUACAGUAUCUUGUUGUAGUUAGAAUAUACUACUGCAAAUUAAUAUACAGUUAAUUACUUUAUAGAAUUCUAACUACAGCCUUUUGCUGUAAACUGAAUGUUUUAAAUGUUCAGUAAAUACUGGCAAUCAUAUUUUUUACAAAAAAUAAUACUAUAAUAACUUCAUAUUUACAGCAUGUUUACUGUAACAAGAUAACCAAAGAUAUAUAUAUAUUUUCUUCACGGGGGAAAUAAAUCAAAAGUUCCUCAUGGGAGCUUGAAUUUAAAACCCUCAAAUAUUGGUUAUAGAUACGGUCAUGGGUGCCCAUGUGUAGAAACAUGAACCCCGUCUGCCAUAGCCGUCAUUACUAACAUUAAAUAAACAUCCAUGGUGAUAUGUGGCAUACAGGUACAGCAAAACCAUUCAGAUAAACCACAUAGAACGUUAUUCUGUCCACCUCUGCCUGUAGCCAAACAAAAACAAUCCAGCUCUGAGUGACCUUUCGUCACCUGCACACCGUUUUCUAUAACCUCUCAGCUGACCUGUUUAUUUUAGACCCAAAAACAAGCGGUUCAUCUGGGACCACACACACAGAGGUUAGAGCACCCCAGUAAAGCUCUCUCACCCUGUCUUAUAGUUUGACCUGGGGUCUCUGUGUUGCCUCUAAAUUGCACUUUGUUGUGUUUUCACUGCACAUCACUGUUUCUGUGGGUCUCUGCAGAGGGCUGCGAGGUGGGCCAGUGGAGCGAAUGGGGAGCGUGCACCAGGAGAAACAAAACCUGUGGCUAUAAGUGGGGUCUGGAGACCCGGACGCGGCACAUUGUCAAGAAACCACCCAAGGACACAAUACCCUGUCCCACCAUUGCUGAGUCCAGGAUGUGCAAAAUGGCCAUGAGGCACUGCAGGAGAGGUAAGGAUGUCAUAGAGCCAUAUGUUGAUGUGUGAGGGAGAGGUUCUGUCAGACAGUCCAGACUCCAUCCACCUUCACUUUGCACUACUCUGUUGAAUAUUAAAGAAAACAGUCCACUUACCCCAUCAGGGAACUCUCUUCUUCGCCUCUCAGACUUCCACCUGUUUCAUGUAACCCUUGUACCUCGCACUCACUCUUUGUUUUUUCACUGUCUGCGUUUUUGAGGUGCACAGUGGCGUUCCUCGCAUGAAAUAUCAGUAUUUUUCCAUGGCUGCCCAGUUCAGGCCAGCUAUUUUUCUGAGGUAUAUUUUUCCCCCUCGCUCCCAUCUCUCUUCCUCUCCUCAGUGGAAUUCUUCAAAGUACGAACUGCAGGUUUCCUCAAUGGCUGUCUCUGUUUCCUCCCGUCAGCUUGAGAGAUAUUUGCGGUGCACACAGCGUGUAUGUCAGUCCAUUAAAUGAGAAGUCAAAUCUGGAAUUUCUCUGUGUUUGAAUACAGCUAAGGGAAAUAUUUUUUUUUCAGAAAGUAAACCAUUUUCUUCAGAUGGUCCAAACACACCAUUUGGGGUGAUGGCCCCAGUUAGCAGCACUUUUAAAAUAAAUGUCUCUCCCCUUAAUGCACUUUUACGUCUCUCAUAAACUUUGGAUUAGGGGAGGCCAAGUGUAAAUAUUUAAUUUUCCAAAUAAGGAAGCAAUUACAGUGGUAGAUAUCAUUCAGGCUGUCAAAAGAAGAAAAACAUUAGUGAACAGAAGAAGAAAAUAUUCAAAGUUUGAGGAUUUUUCUCCAUUUUGGGCAUGAGCUGUUGAAUGGGAGGAUCAUUUAGUGAAGUGGUGAAAGGGUAAAUAAACUUAAAAUAAACCCUGAUAGUGUCUCAGAUUUCAGCACGACUCAGGCAGUCUCCACUCUUUGGGUUGGAAACUGUGAUUCCAUGGCACAUCUUGCUCCUAAAGCUCUGUCUUGUUUGUCAGGCAAAGUCUCCCCCAACCCCCGUGCACCUCUACAUGACUCUGCCAUGAAUACUUGACCUUUUCCAAGAAACUUUAUCACCUUCUUUAAUUAAAAUUUGGCAUUGUUGCACAUGGAUACAGCUGUUUAUUAUUUCAAGCAUGAGGCCACAGAUGGGAAGUAGUGUUAAAUUUUUAAUUGAGUGUAUCACAGAGCCAUCUUUCUUAAGACCUUUACAGCCUGACACCAGACUCCCCACAUCCAUCUUACUGUCCCCUUAAAGCUACUGUCCCCUGCUGAUGCAGCCAUUGAAAACUCCUUUAGUACAGUUUGCAACCCAGUGACUGAGUUACAUCCCAGUGGCCUUAGCUCUGUGGUUCAGGCUGCGUGUAAAAGUGUCACUUUGUGUGCAUCUUAGGACUCUUUGGGCUUGUGAAGUUCUGUGGUGGCCCUUUUAAUGAAGAUAUAUUUCAGACUUAGGCAUGUGUUGUUAAUUCCCCACUGCUCGACCGCUAGUUAAAACUCCCCACUCGUCGAAAGCCAGUGAAAUGCAACACUCCUCAGUUCAAAUAAAUACAACAUAGAAAUCCAAGCUGCUGAAGCCUAAUGGGAUGAGAUCCUGUACAGUUGCAUAGGGGACUGACUGACAUUGUAAAAUAAUCACUCCCCUUGAGUGUUAAUAAAGCGUAAUCCACAGAUGGAGAGGCGGCACUCUACACCACAGGUGAUCAGGAAGUGGAGAUUCGAGGGACAACUCGUGAUGGCCAAUGUCUUGUUCUCAGGACCUUGAAAAUGUAUACAUUUCUGGUUCUCUUAAAGCUACAGACAUUCAAUUUUGUUGAAAGUCGCACUCUGAUCGUGUUAUCAGUGGUCUUUAAAAUGUGAUUAUGAAGUUUUUAGCCAAAAUCACAUUACCUGUGUCAUUUUCAAAGGCUUUUUUUUGAGUCGUGGGUGGAGACAGCGUUGCUCGUCUUUAAACUAGCUUGUGGCCUGACAUUGCUGGUGUAGUAGAAGAAGCAGGUAACAUAGGAGCUAUUCAGCUAUCAGACACUAAUGUCUUUGGGGACAUAAAAGCUAAUAUAAUUAGCUUUCUUAUGAGGAUUGCAAGCCGCUAACUCGCACGCUUGUUCUGCAAUUAUCCUCUAUACUUUUCCGAGUCUGGCCUGCAGAGCGGGGUUUCUGCAGGUUGAGCUUGGAUUUGUGACAUAGGAAAUCUCAAUGUAUCUGAACCUUCCAUUUGGGUCUGCGAGAGAUUCACAGUGAUUUAAACGCAGAAAUACUCAUACAUGCAAUUUUACACUUAGUUUUUCAUGAUAUGUCCUGUAGCAUCAGGAAAAUGCCAUAUGAACGUGUAGACAACAAAAGAAAACAUGAUUUUUAUCAGAGUAGGUCUUUAAAAAUAACAGAUUUGCAAUAUAACUCUCACUUUAAUAUUUGAGCUUUAUAAUGAGAACAUAAUACAGAGUAUGCAAGAAGUGCUUGUAAUGAUAACUUGGAACCGAAGACAAUCUAAAAAUGAACAUUUUUAUCAGUUCUUCUCCGCAGACACCAGACACCAUGUUUGUCAUAAGCGUAGGAUUAUAUAACUGCAGACCGUAAAGAUGCUGCGGAUUAAAUGGAGUCGGAGGAAGCAGCAUGUAGGUACACACUAUUUAUGGAAAUGCUUAUCUGAUCACCCUGGCUUGCAUUUCUACAUAUCUACGUAUUUAAAUUACACUGGACGUCAUUGACAGAUCCCUGUCUCCCAGCUUAGCUGCUGCACACAAGGACAACGCCAAUGAUCUCCUUCUUUUCCCCUCUGUGUCGACGAGGACCUAAUCCCUCUGUAAAACACUCACAUGCAGGGAAAGCAAAGCCCAGAUAAUGUCAGGAGGAGAGGCAUUUUCACAGCAAACAAAGAGUUGAGUAAACCGUGUCUGAUGUGUUCCGUACACGUUACUGAUCAGUGUAAACACUGUAUAUCAUUCACACUGCUGGGAUUCAUUUGCUGCACUGAGCCCUGUCUGCCAGUAGAGCUGUGUCCUGAAACUACACUCUGCCCCUUAAAUGGCGGGGAAAGAUUGUGCGGCGCUAAUGAACAGACAAAAUUUGUGGCGUUAAACUGUGACAAAAACUGUUUCCAUGGUACUGUCACUUUAAUGUUCAGCUGAUCGUUGAUGUUUGGCAAAAAUAAAAUGAGAAUUCAGUGGAUUUUGGGUUUUGAUGAUACUCCCUGGAGAGGGUCUGACCGCAAUGGUUGACUAACAACGGUUGGAUAUGCCAAUAAUCUUAUCAGCGCCUCAAAGCCACAUUAGAUAGUUUCAUCAGUAUGUUUAUUUUUGCCAAUGGGAUAACUCAUAUGGUACUGCACUAUUUAUGUGGGAGAGGGUUUUUACACACUGUUGUCUUUGGCAGCUGUUUUAGAUUAAGCCUGAACUUCUAUCCAAAAAAAUUCUAUUAUUGUAAAAUCUGGAAUAUAUGUCACACUGGUGUUCAAGAAACAGUCUAUUUUGGGGGGUCCCAGAGGGAUAGAGGUCUAAGACUUCAAUGGUGUUUAGCAAUGUGCAGUUUAUGUGCAACUGUGUAUCAGAGAAAAGCAAAUGGUUGUAUACUAUCAAGUGGAUAAACUCUGCAGAAUGCUGGUUUGACAUGCUAACUGUAGAAUAUCUUUCUUAUAUCAACAGGAAACUUUACAUUUGAAACUCACAUAACCUAGACAACAUUUGCACAUGCCCGGCUAUUUUCAUGAGAGGACAUUUCACCCUCUCUGUUUACAAAAAAAAAAAAAACAAACAAAAAAAAAAAAACUGUGUGUACACCACUACAUUUUUAGAAAAGUUUUCGUAUGCACUAACCCGUGAAUAUAUGCUGUCAAGAGCAUAUCAAACCUGUAGGUGGCAGUGUAGCGAAAAGCUCAAGCCCACGUUAGCCAAUCAGAAUCAGAGCAGCAACAAUAACAAUGUCCCUUCCUUCUUUCCCACGCACAAUCUGCUGUUUUUCUGCUGUUUUCUAAACUCUCUACUUCGGCCUGAGUUUUUUAAAAUGCAGCGUAUUCAGUGGGGUGGGCAAGAGAGAAAGAAACGGAAAUACACAGAUGAAUUGAUAGGUCAUGCGUAUUCAGCGUAUUCAGAGGCUAAUUCUCUGUUUGCAUCUUAUUGAAGGGUUCAAACAAUGGUGAAUGUCUACGUUUUUUUAAAAUAACCAGGUACAUUUAACGUCACUGACUUGCAUCAGGAAAGGAUAAAUAAAAUCGAGUGACAGGGCAGAGGAGAUUUGUACCUGCUGUACCUCUUAACUUACUCAGUCAGUUAGAUGAAUGCAUUACUCGUGUUUAGACAGCUGAAUAAGACACAGUGAGAAAAAUAACAUAGAUUUUAAGUGUCUACUGCCAACGUUUUUUUUUUUUUUUUUUUUUGUUAUUUAUGGGCAUUUUUGUGGGAGGAUAUGCAGGACUGUUAAGUGUCGUGGCCAGGGGUGUAACCGGUGACCACUGCAGCAUGGGCUGUAGCCUCUGUUUGUUGGGCUGCUAGGCCACCACUUAUAUUUCAGUCAUGUCUCGACAAAAACUAAACAUACUUUUAGUACUUUUAGUUUUAGCUCAUCCUCAUCUUCAUGUAGUCAAUCUUCAUUUUUAUUUCCAUUUGACCCAGCUGUUUCACUCGGAUGCCUAAAAUUCUCGCUACACUUGAACGGAAAAUGUGGUCAACAACCUCAUGAGGGAUAAGGAAGUCCUGUCCCGUGGCUUCUUGGCUGGCGAGCAUGCCAGGCGUCUGCAUUGUACCCUGGAGACAGCUCUAUCCUCUGGAUCCCAGGAGUGCUGCUCUGAGCAGGCUAUAAACAAUAAAGAGACUUUAUUAAUAGCUUCUCCAGCACCAUCAGCAUUGACAGACUGGGUUCCCCCCUCUCUCUCAGUCUUUGGAGCUGAUGGGAGGAGAGGAGAGGAAAGGUGAGGAGAGUGAUAACACUGCAGCGCUCGGCUGUUCCAUAUUGAUGCUAUUAAGGAAUUCCCUGCAGAGAUUUCCCAGCAGCCCCUGUCAUCAGAUUCACUGGUUUACAAACAGACUUGUGUGACAAGUUCCAUUCGUCUUUCAUAGCUUUUUUUUUUUUUAAUCUGCCUCAGAGCAUGACCUAUCAAUUCAUCUGUGUAUUUCCGUUUCUUUCUCUCUUGCCCACCCACCUUUCUUUAAUCACUGAACAUCAGCUGCCUCUGCAGUGUCACUGACAUUAGAUGUUGUAUAAACAACUUCCAAUGUUUAAUCUCCAACUCCCACUCUCAAUGUAAUCCCUGGUUUGAGAUUUAAGAGGGGUUAAAGUCCAACACAAACACACCAUUGCAACUCAGGCUAAUUUCCAACAGUUUUCCAAAUCGGCUUUCAGAUUCUCAGACGGCACAAAAGUCUUUAUGCUAGCAGGCCAAAGGGACAUUUGUGCAGCUGUUCUUGCUUGAAUUGGAGGUAGAUUCACUCGGGGGCAUUUGUAGUGCAAGAGUCGGCCAAACCCAAAAUUAAAUCAAACUAGUAGACAAAUUUUACAGCGCAGUAAAACUCAUAGCUCAGCAAAUACUGGAACUGGUAAUAGAAACGUAUUAAGAACCUGGUUUUCCAGAACACUGCAGAUCAAUUUAUACUUCUAAUGCCAGUUCAGAUAUUUCUACAAGCCCAUGAUGACUCACUGCCACCCUGCUGACCUCAUGGGGAGAAACAGGGGCAAAGUAGAAAAUGUCUUUGACGAUUGGAUUAUCUACCUGCACUUGGAGAGCUACAGGCCUGCGUGGGAGUAUUGAUCUCCCUGUGCGUGUAACCAGAGAAACUCUUUCUGCUGUAGGGCUCAACUGAGGCCAAGCCUUCAGUCCCAUCAGUCAUCUGAGUGCUUAGAUCCAGUCACCACUAAUACUGUCUGUCAUAACUGUGUGUGCAGUGUGUGAGUUUAUACUGUAACUGUGAUAACCACCUCUUGCAGCCAGGAUGCCCAGUCGAUUCCCUCUGCCAUCAAUUUGAAACCGUGGAUAAAUAUGGUUUGUUACACAGGCUGUGGCCGGGGUGUACAGGAGGGUAAAUCCACCUAGACUCAGUUUUCCACCUCAUCAAUCCCUCUGCAGGGUGAGGCCCUGCAAGGUCUUUGUCUGUGUUUAAGGCCAUCAGACAUGACAGAGAGGCAGGCAGUUGUUUUAUGUACCCCACAAGCACCUACAGCCUGGCAAAGGGACCCAAAGUAAAACCAAGAUCCACUCCAGAUUGACCAGGGGGAUUUGGUUGACUAGUGGGAAAAAUGCCAGGUUCUGUCUGAAGCCGGUCUGGUUCUGUGGUGAAUCCACUGCGCUGUGGACCUCCUGGUUCUCACCGUCUGCGAACCAUCUGCUCCCAAGUCUUGUCUCCUGUAAGAGGAUGCACACAGCAUUGGUGUUUGCCUCAAAUCCGCUCUGGAGGAAACUCAGCCGCCUUGUCUGUGGCACACUCAAGACACCAAAUAAUUCUGGUUUCUGGCACUCUUUAUAUAAAAGAAAGCACUUAAUGCUCAAGCAUGCGUGUGACACACAAUUUUAGUGUUUAUGCUUGUUGUUCCAAAAGGUUUAGGCCCUGGCGAAAGAUGCCAUUCACUUCUAAGCAUUUCAGUUACCCACUCAGCAUGAUCACAUCUGAGCCUUGCCUGUGUUUGGCUCGGGAACCCGACAUCCAAACACAUCUCUGGAUGUGUUUUUGUCAAAUGUAGCCUUCCACCAUGAGGCCAGCUUUUUUGUAAAACACAUGCAAGCUUUCAACUUGCGGCUAAUUGAUGGAGUGUGUUCUACUUGUCCCAGCAGAAGAGCUCAUGGUGCAGUUUGUCAAGCCAAACAACAACCAAGCUCUCCUCAAGUCCCCACUCUGCAGACAACCUAAGGCACUUUAGAACAGAGGUUUGCUCUUCUGUUCUCUCUUGUACUUAUCUCAUUAUUCCCAUCUAUGUUCCCUGGGUUUGCUCCACGGGAAGCCCAGACUCAUGGAAGAGAGAGCUGGAGCACAGAUGACAAGUCCUGUUCUGAUUUAUGCCACAGUGGAAUGACGGGUGGUGAUUAACGGCGAUCUCUGGCCUGGGUAAUAUUAUAGACAAUCCGGAUCAGUUCUUCCCGCCAGCGGGAGCAGAGUGAGGAGCGUUUUCCCAGGACAGAAGGAGAGCCCUAAUUGGCAGCCGCCCUGUCAUAGUGAUUAUGUGAGCCUCACACUGCAGCCUGUUGUGACUGGGGGAGGCACGGCUUAAUCUUCAUUUAAUAAGGCUGCUCCAUAGGGGCUGACACAGGAGCUGGUGGAAGGCCUGAGAAGUACCCUGCCUCCUUUGGACAGCAUGGACGACCUGGCUCUGGACACAAGGCCUUGGCUGAUGUCUUACUGGGACAAGCCCCCUAGUAACUACCACCCACUGCUGCACAGGCUUGCAUUACUCAUGUACAAUCCCACUCCCACAGCAGUUGGGACGCUGAGUAAAAUGUUCAUUAAAAAUGUAAUGGUUUGCAAAAAAUUUAAAGCUUAUAGCAAAUUGAAAACAGUACAAAGACAACCAAUCAAAUGAUAAAACUGACAGUUCUGAAUUCAUUUCAAAACAGUUGGGACAGGGACAAUGAAACAGUGAAUAAGAUACUAACGUGAAUGGGUUAAAAAACGAGCUUUCCAGUGAGGCUGAGAUCAAGAUCCGCUACUCUUUGAGAGACUGGGUGAGGAAAUGGUUCAGCAAUUCCAGAAUAAUGUUUCUGAGCAUGAAACCACAGUGUAUCCGAUGAUUUCAUCAUCUAAAGUACAUAAAUUCAAGAAUCAGAAGACCUGGAGAAACCACUUUACAAAAGGGACAAACCUCACAACCAAUACUUGAUAGCAGUGAAUUAUGACCCCCAGGCAACACUAAAUCAAAAACAGACAUGACUCUGUAGUGGAGAUCACUGCAUUGGCUCAAAAUCACAUCUAAAAACCACUGUCUGAGGUCACUAUCAAUCCCUGCAUCCACAAAUGUAGGUUGGAACUGUGCUAUGUCAAGAGGGACCAUAUGUGAAUAGUGAAUAUGAUCUGGGAAUGCCAGCAUCAUUAGGCUAAAGUGAAAACGAUUAAAUGGUCUGUAAAUUCAAGGAAAAACCCGUAGUCAAGGCUUAAGGCUCAUUUAUGUUCGCCAUACGUAUGAAAAUGUACGCGUCCAUUUCAAACGGUGGUUGUGUCACUGCCCACAUAUUUCCAUGUGUACUUUACGUUGACUAGGAUGUUAACCAUUACAUCCAUCGGGGGGAAGGCCAGAGUCAAAUGUUUCUGACAACAACAAACAAAAAGAAACAUGGUGACUAUGGAGGAGUUAGUGAUAAUGUAUGUUUUGUUUAGGAGACAGAAACAAAGGAAGCGUUGGAGGAGGUGGUGGUCGGUCAGGCCACCUAAUGUUUGCGGUUGGAGGAUGGAGAAUUCUAGUACCAGUUAAAGAAAAUUGAUGACGAUCCUCAAAAAGCCCUGUAAUUUUCUUCUUCGUUUCUCACUAGAGAUGCGUAUCGGGUAGUGACAGCAGCAACACUGCUCCCAUGGUUUCUGGUGGUAUUGCACUAUCUGGCCCAUAUCUGUAAACUUCUAGUAUAUGUGCAGAAAUAUGGACGAAAAUAACGUGAACCACAGACGGAGAGCUCCGUCCUAUCCAUAUGUAACGUUGAGCAUAAAUGAGCUUUUAGUAGUUAUAGAACAUGGCCUUAUAGAUUAAGAUGUGAAUAAGGGCUUUAUAAUGAGUUAAUAUGUUGCUAGUAAACAUGUUUGUUAACAACUACGUUGUGUGCCCUUUCUCUAAAGCGUUACUGAAUGAUGCCAGUUUUAAAGAUGAAGAAGCCUUGAAAAAAUACUCCUCUCCACUCACCAUGGAGCUGCAGGGCUGAGAUGAGUAUUUUGGAACAUUGCAGUGAGCAGUGGUGAAUAAGAGUAUGGCUUAAGAGGAGAGGCACAUCAACCUGUCAUUGACUUGGCCAGAUCUCUAGCAUCCCUGUGCCAAUGGCAGUUAUGGUCACCGCUGUGGUUACAGUCACAAAUUAACACAAGUUCUGUUUCAGCUAUCCCAAUUUUACAAAACUCUGCCGCAGAUUAUGCUUCGUUUUUGAACUCAUCUUCAUGCUUAUGUUUCAUAUCUCCUCCUAACCAGAAUAAAAUUGAUUAUCUGGGCUUGCGUCUGGACAGGCAGUCAACACAUGAUGUUCUCAACCCAAACUUUUGGGUGUUUUUUCUCAGCUUCUCAUGCAGUCGAGCUGUAAUAAAUCUUCCAUUCUAGGAGAAAGUCAUUACCAGAAGUGUCUGAGACUUUUCUGCUAUGGGUACAUUCCUUAUUAGGGGGGAGAGGACUGUGCUGGGAGCCAUGGGGAGAAGGAGGAGUUGGGGUCUCUGAUUAACUUCCCACUAAGUGCCCCUGCUCUCUGACCAAAAUAAAUAUGGCUGCUGUCACUUUGUCAGCAACUGUCUUCAGAGAGCAAUAUUUGAAACACCCCAUGAUCCCGCUGGCUUUUAUAUGGAGAAUCCAUCGUCAUACCACAGGCAUGAGCCAUAAACAUGUGGAGGCCUUUCAAAGACCAGGGGGUGGAGGGAUGGAAGGAGGGCGGUGGAAGAGGAGGGGUCAGUGGCGCUCAAUGGGGCUCCAUACUCCACAUUAUUGUCAUCUGGUCUUUUCCAAGCAGGAAGAAAGAGGAGGGGUGUGAGUGAAGUUUUUUUUCACACUAUUUGGCCUAGAUGAGAUGUGGUUUUGCAGAACUGCUUUUUGUAGACUCAUGUGCACACACAAAAUACAAGCGUGCAUUUGUACGCCCUGCAGUGUUGUGAAGUUUGCACUGACCGUCCGGUGAGUCCAUGCUCGCAGAAAUAGACAUGUUUAUAUUUAUGACGACAUUUUAAUGCUGAAUGGUUAUGGAAACAUGACCCGAUGGGGUCACUUCUAAGCGUGACAACCUGGAUAUCCUCAUACAUAUCGUUCAGUGUGACUUUGUCAAAGAGAGGCAACACUUCAUUAGGCGUCAGGCUUCCGUUGGCGUCAUCUGGCAGAGGAAAUGAGGCAUAUGGGUCUGCAUCAAAAACAGGAGUACACAAACAAACAAAGUGGCAGCAAAUGGGAGGGAUGAAGACAACAGAGGAGGAGGAGGAGGAGGAGGAGGAGGAGGAGGUUGGUGAGGGAAAGAUACUGUACAGAAGUGGAAUGUUUUCAUGUUCUCAUGCCCCACAAACGGGAGCUAUGUCCCCCCGCUGAGCAGAAUAUGGGCUGAUAUUACCCAUGACAUGGUCGGAGCCGUGAAGCGCACCUUCAGUGAGCGCUCCCCUGACAGACAGUUCGUGCUGACAUACCCUGUGAUUUUUUACAGCGGUCGAGACAUGGUCUGUGUCUUUACAGGGAUGGAUGGCAACAGCUUGUGAUGAGACCUUUGAAGUCGGGUACAUCUCAUGUAUGAGCAUGUUAUAAAAUAUCUGAUGACUUCCAGCCGGAAAAGUUCUUUCGAUAUAAUAAAAGCUGACCCCUGACCUCAGAAGGUGAUUGUUUCUUUGUUUCAUAUCAGAGAGUUGAGAGAAAAACUGACACAGGGAGGGGUGAAACGAUUUUACAGAGCAGCUUUAGGGGUGGCAAUCUGUAAAAUCCUACCAUGAAACCGGUUCACUUUGGUUCCAAUAAUAGUGUGUUAGAGGCUCUUUCACCCCAUCAGGACAACAUAAUUGAAGUUGUUAAACGUUUUUGUAAAGAUAUGGUGCACUAUAAUGAGAAUAAGGCACAAAUUGACCAGUCUGAGUUUCUCAGAAGCAUCAGUCCCCAUCGUCCUGACCUCGUGUGGAGGUAGACUGCUGUACUGGGCUUCUCACCUCAUAUUUAGAUAACCCAAGCUGUUUCUGUUUGACCGUACUGCAUCCCUUCACCUCUUCUCUCUGUCUGCCAGACCUCCAGUCCUGCACUGCUGCCAGCUCUCCUGUGGGCCGCAAAUGCUUUCAUCUCCACAUCUCCACCACACCAGGCAUGGGGAUGCUCACACGCACACACUUUCACACACGCACAUUAACACAGUCAGGGAGUAGGACUCACGUAACAGACACCGACAAACAAUAAAACAGACCUCACAGGCAGUACAAGUCACCGCAUUAUCUACUCUUUCUGGCCCAUGUUUCCAUUCAGUUUUCCUGUCUUUCACCCCAUCGACACUUUCUCAUUGAUGUAUCACAUAUCACAUAUGCAGGCCUGUCCAGCGAACAAUGUGCAUGCCACAGAGGAGGAUGUGUUCGCGUGGCGCAUAUUGUUAGAGGGAGUGCUGCAUGCACUGGAGUCCUGCCUCUCCAGUGGUCUGGCUGAGGAGAAAAGAAGGAGGGUGAGGAGCCGUAUGGGUGAGCCUGAAAACAUCUGGUGCACAGUUGCACUGGCUCAGCCACUAGAAGCCCCUCUCCUCUUCUUCACCCUCCACCCUCCUCCCCUGUCUUUCUCCAUCUCGGUGGGGCCUCUUUAUAGAGACAUCACAGCUUUUAAUUUCAGCUGGUGAUUCAGAGACAGGCUGCGGCUUCUGACCCACUCAUGACCAGGAUUGUGGACCCAGCAUACAGACAUGCAGACACAACAAAACAGCAAGUACAGACCUGCUGUCCCUCAGUUGAGUGUAUGUCUGUGUGUCUGGGUGUUUUGUUUGUGUGUGUGUGUGAACAGUGACAAAUACAGGGGGGAUGCAGACUGAAAGCACAGCCAUUAUAGUAAGUAAAGGCCAGGACAAACUUAGAGGGCUACGCUCUCAUCAACAGAAGAAAGAAAAAUGCUGAGGUGAUGUCAUGGGUUUGUGACUUUGGCUUAGCUGAACAAACACCGAUACAAGUCAGGGACCUCAAUACAUUUUCCACACUGAACAGAAAAAUUGCUCUGACAUGCUUGGAAAAGAGGCCAUCUACAACUUUGAAUUAGGCAAAAUCUGAAUUUAGGAUAGUCACAGCUUAACCUUACCUUUAUCCUAACCUAACCUCUAUCACCCUUUUAAUGAGUUUGCCCUUUCGGUAUCUGCAGUACAGCUAGUUUACAAAUGGACCUAUUGUGUCAUAUUCUAAAUAGGGCUGCACAAUUAAUCGAUUUUAAAUCGUAAUUGGAUUAUUUGAUUAUGACGAUGUUAAAAAAUUAAAAUUGUCAAAUCAAUUUUCCUCUCUAUCAUGUCUCAUGCCUCCAGGCCACCGUUGGUUCCCCAUUCCUGUGAGAAUGCUCCCCAGUUCCCAAACAUGGCUUUUGCAAAAGAAGGCAUGAUUUUGUGGCUAAAUAGGGCAAGAGCAAGUCAGUUUCUGAUGAAGAGCAAACCACUCCCCGCUGUAAAGUCUGUCUCAAGAGGGUAUCAACCCAUCCACACGGAAACAAAUUCAGGAGUAAACGCAAAAGUUUUUUUUGUUGUAUUGGCGUUUCAUCCACAUGGAAACAGCGUUUUUGGGUGAAACGGUACUUUUUGAAAACGUGUCAGAGAGUGCAUAAAUCUGAAAACGACUUUCAUCUCCGUACUCUUCUUCCGUCUUUUGUGCAUUUCCUGUGCAGCGUUACAGCGCCACUUACUGGCUUGGCAUAUGCACUACAUUGUUUUUAGUGAUUUCGUUUCGAGAGAUCAUAGAAAAACUUUUUUUUAAAAGUGAAGUUGGGUGAAGUUGUCACUAAAUAACCCAGAGUCAUUCACGAGCCUAAACAAAGUUUUGACCAUGACUGCCGACACAAGCAAGAAAAGGAAUUACAUACCGGAGACUCUGGCAGUAUAACGGGCGCUUAAAAAGCCGAGAAAGAGAAAAGAGAAAUAGCUAAAUGGCCGGGUCAACAUCGGCAUAAAUGAUGGGGAACGCUUUGGAAUCUUACGGACCCUGUAACCUUUCUGCUGGACAGGUAAACCGCUUUAACAAAGUAAGCCAAAAGUGUUUCUUGUCAAACGGGACCUGCUGCGUGUUGUAGCCACUAAACUGUUAACCUCGGGUGCUGGACUAUGUCACUUUAUCCUGGUUGGUUGUGAGGCUGGUUGUAGAAGUCCUGCAAACAUUGUGUUUGUUGGUAGUCUGUUGGCAUCUACAGUAGCACCAAUGUUUUUUAAUUUCACGUUGACUGGGCCCCAGUGGUAAUCAUCUGAAGUAUUUGUCUGCAUUGUAUCUGAAUUUAACUGAAAUGAUACGAGCGAGCAGGAGCGUCUGUUUGUGGGCGGGGCUUGCUGGAGCAGAGAGGGAGGGGAGAGGAGGAGCUGAGGGGAAAACUGGUUGGGAGGAGUUGUGUUUACAUUCAAGAUUUCUCCCAAAAACUGGAACCUCCUCAGAUCCUGCCUACCCCACCUUUAAGUCUAAAGUCACUUCAAGCUUAGCUAAAUGAUCAGUAGCUUGCAGAACCGCAAAGGCAACACAAUAAAAAUGUAAAGUAUUAAACAGAGCAACUCAGUUGCCUAUAAACUGCUCAUUGUGGACUUUGUUGAAUGCAGUUGUCAAAAGAAGGAUGCAUUAAACCCUUUUAUUCUUAUAAACACACUAAAACAAAGGAUGUGUUAUGAGAUAUGGUUCAAAAUUCAUCAUCCUUAAAAUGCAGUUUAAUUUUCCGAGUUCUCUUUCAGAUCAUUUUCAUUAUAAUUUUUUUCCUUGAGGAUAUAACAUAAUGGCUCUCCCAGGAAAAUCUCAAGACAUGAUUGAGUGGUGACUGUCAUGAAACUCAACCCACUCCAGGUACCAUAUCAAAUCCUUUCCUACAUAAACGCUUUCCUUCCCGCUGGGUGGCAAGGUUCAGGAUCGUGAUCCCGACAGGCCUUGAGACUUUUCUUUCAGAUUAGUGAGAGCUUAAGUCUCCCUUUGAUUUGAUUCCUUUUCUCCUUCCUCGACUGCAUCUCUGACAGAUGCUGCUGCCGUCUGGAGUACACAAACCUCUCCUCUGUGAGGUGAGACCCUGAAAUGACCGUUGAAAUUGCACUGUAAUCAUACACAGCUAAAAGAAACAAGAAAAUGUCUGCCAUAUGCCUCAGAGGCCUCUGUUUGUGUUUUAGUGAAUUGAAGGGGGAUUAUUGACAAGAGUUGGAUAGACGAGCUGAGCUCCGGUGACUCUCAUUGCCCGUGUCUGUGAUCAGAUCUGUCAGAGCCACUCAGCUGUUUGUCUGGCUGGUGUUUGACAAGUGUUUGAUGCAGCGCAGGCCUUAGAGAGGAUAAAGCCUUUCCUGAAUUGGCUUUACCUCUCUCCCCUGUGCAACAGGAGCUCUGUGAACACAUCAAACACACUCCCCCCACCCUUUUCUUCCACGGUGAACCAACAAACUAUUUUUAUCAAAAAAUAUGUGCAGUCUGUUGGAUCAUCAGAGGAGACAGAGCAACAGCGCCCUUUGAGAGUUAGCUGAACAAUCAAAGAAAACAAAAAAGCGCCAGCCAGACUUGAUUCCCUCAUCACUGGCCAUUGCACGGGGAUUGCAGCAUGAUCCUGACGGCCCCUGUCUUUGUUUUAGUGUCUAAGCCCGUCUGACUUAGCUUGGCUCCCUGCUUGUUAGGGUCUGGUCCUGUUUUGGGACAGUUGUGCUCCACGUCCAAACAUGUGAGGGAUUUCCUCCCAGGGUUUCCUAGUAGGGAGAAGGGGGGAUAAAAGGACUUGUGCAGAAAUGAGAUAUAAAGAGGGAAUCAUGCCGGAAAAUUUCCUCCUAUAUCCUCCAUGUUCCCUUACAGACCCACAGAGACCAAGAGGAUGCAGAGCAUGUGGAAUUAAAGAAUGAGGAGUUUGUGCAUGCACAUCUACACCCAUGCCAAAAAUUCUGUUAUGCAGGAACACACUGUAAUGUGCAUGAUGGAAAUGGUGACUGUGUGCCUUACACAUGGUCACCUUAUCCUUUCAUUCUUAAAAGUUAACCUCCGAGCUACUGUUGCUAAAUCUUUCUAGCUUUCCAUGGGACAUAUGCAGUUCAUAGUUUAAACCUUAAAGAUGUACUAUUAAACCGUGGUGACCCCUCCUUCAAGCCAAGAGUCAGUUUUUUUGUUGUUGUUAUUUUUUUUGUAAGAAGCAAGAGAAGAAUGGAAAGGACAGUCAACUUUGCAAAUGGGGUGUCCUCAGGUUGGCAUUGAGACCAGUCAAACGCCUUACCACUGUUGUUAACAAUAGUUUAAUGUGUACAGGAUCUGUAUUAAACAGAGACACCUCCGAAGGUCACAAAUUGUGUUGCAUUGACCAGGGGUCACUGGCAUACCUGUCAACUUUUGGUUCGGAAAAUAAGGGCCAACACAUCACUAAUAUUUUGUGUCUAUUUCUGCUUUAGGAAAGACAAUAACCUCCUGUCUUUUUCUAGAAAUGCUCAAAUCCCAGUAAGCUUGUUUCUAUGCCUGAGUUAUGAUCACAUUCCUGGAAAUGGAAUAUCAUAAACCGUCAAUUAUAGAUGUGUUUACUGACUGACAACCUUUCCCUUUCCUCUCUCUUAGAGACCUUUUGCAGAAAUCCCCUUACUCAAGGUAAACCUUAUUGCGUGCCCCCCCGUUAACAACCAUUUUAUUCCUCUACAUUAAGUGGGUCAGGGCUCUGUAAUGCAGAGGAAGUCCUGAAGGUGCAUUGAAGGGGGCUGAGCCAGGUAAAUCCCUAAGCCGUGGCGCUCUGUUGGGGGUAGAUCCCCCUUACCUGGAGGCCGAGACAUAUUAUCCUGAACAGAUCCUGGAAAUGCAGAUUUACAUCCUCAGAUAAAUAAAAAGUGUUCCAAAUAUUUUUUUAACAGCAACGAGAGGAGGUUGCAAAACAUAUUUUGUAGGAUGUUUUUUUCCCGUCUUGGACCAUUGUUGGCAUGGCGGGGGGGUUGGAGUGCACAGUUAAUCCUGGUGGGGUGCUGGUUUACACAGAGGAGUGAGGGACUUGUGAGGUCCUCUUAAGUGAGUGUGUUUUAUUCUAUCCAUGAACGGAUGCCAAGAGGAAAAGGUAGAGUGUGUAAAAGAAGAAACACGGCUUUUAUUGGCUUUUACUUCUUAAUGGCACAGCGAUGAUACGGAGCGGCAUGGAGCUGCUUCAGUGUGAAGACAGGGAAACAUAGACGACAGUUACACCAAGAGAGCUGCUUGUUAUCAAAGAUUGAAUCUAAGAAAAUAAAUCUGUGUUGGAUCUUGAGUCUGUUUUAAAUGAUUCAUUUCAUCAGCUUAGUGCAGUACACUUAUUGGAAACGAAGAUGAAUGACUAUCAUAACUCGGUGAGACACUUCCUGCUUUAUAUCAAAGCAUAUGGGAAUUAUAACGUGGAUCAAAGCCUUUAAAGCAUUCUCCGUAAGAUAAAGAAGACAUGACAAUCAAUCUGGAUAACUGUGGCCUUUUUCUAUCUUUAAUUGAAGACAAACAGAGAUCACAUGUGUCGGAGCUUUUCAGCUUUUAGGAAGAAUUUGCUACUGUCUAUCCACAGCAGCUCUCCUGGUCUUUGUGUAUGUGGUCACACUCUAAGCCACUCCCUCCUUUUCUGCAGCUAUCUCCGGCUCUCCCUGCCUCGCCCCCAUGCACACACAACAAAUACAAAAACAAACAGACCCACUCUAGCGGCGAGUUUUCAGGAACGUCGGCGCGGGGCCUCCCUUUGAUAAGUGCUGAGCUUUAUAUUUUUCUCAUCAGAAAUGAAACACAACAUUAAGCCAUUCAUUAAAGUCAACUACAGCUAAUUAUCCCUCAUUUACCCAAGAGCCCACGGGGCAGGAGAGCCCCAUAUACUUAGGCCCAGAUGUGUCGAUGAGUCAGUUGGGAGAUAGCAGACCGCAGAGGGGGCUGCUCACUUCUCUCUGAGUUCUGUGGUUUCGAGGCGCAUCAGCCUCAGCAGGCCGGCCGUGCUGCCUGUUCACUGCCUGCCUGCUGACGUUACCCCCAUGACACCAUUAGCUUUGUAAAGCCACCGCCAUACUGCAAGGAUCCAUUUAGUGGGGGGAAAAAAAAGUUGAUAAUGAUCAGUGAUGUGCCCUAAUUCAAAACUGAAGAAGAAAUAAAAGAGAGGAUCUUUAAUCUCAGACAGUGGCUGACUCAUAAACAGCAGGUUUCCAUUUGAGUUACCUCUCAGUGCUGCAGGGGGCGACAACGUGCGUUCAGACCUUUGCUCUGAGCUACAAUUUUUGUAUUUCGGCUGGAAGUGGUUAAACCGUAACAGUUGGCAGGAGGUCAUAUCCCAGAAACCAUAUUACGUCAUGUGAUUUAACUCCUCAGACCUAAUUUCUUCUUCUCUGCGUCAAGUAACACCAGACAUUCAGAAAUAAUGGCUAACCACUGCACUACCGGGACGAGGAAAUCAAGCUGUCUUGUUGCUGAGUGCAGCUGUCUCAGGAUGAGGUACUGCUAGAAAGGAGAUAGUAUUUGGUUUUCAGAAAACUUCAUUGUACCCACCUUGUAAGGUGGAUUUGAAGCUCUUUGAAGAAAUUAAUGUAGAUACAACAAGUAUUUUCACAAUUUCAAUUGAAUUCUGAGUCUAGGUCCUGCCCAAGGUUUCUGCCUGUUAAAGGAGGUUUUUCCUUGCCACUGUCACUGAUGUUAGAUGAGAUCAAAACUGUCCCAUCUUAAGGCUGGGUCUUGGUGAUUCCUCAAACAAUGACUGUGGUCUAGACCUGCUCUUUUUUGGAAAGCGUCUUAAGAUAACGACUGUUGUUAUUUGGUGCUAUAUAAACAAAAUUAAAUUGAUUGAUUCUUCAAAAUAAUCUCACCAAGGUUGAACUGAUUGAUUGCAUAGUAACUUUCUAGCUUUAAAAAGUAACUUAUCUAGCAUAUAUAGGUCAGUCCUGUAAGCCAGUGCAUACAAAUGAUAUUCUAUUUGGUGUUGCAGAUCAGGAAUAUGCUCAAUAAUCACUUAACUUUCAGAGUCACGAGUCUCUUAAACUUUGCUAUUCCACAACUGCCCUGAAAGGGGGAGAUCUAUUAUCACAACAUCUCUGUACUCAGACAUUGGACUUCCAUACAGGACAUUAUUGGUGCUUGAAAUUGGUGCCUAAUUACACAUCUCAUGGGGACACAUUGAUGUGAAUAUCCCGCCUUGAGAUGGCAGUUGUUUGGGGCUUUCUCAAACUAGUCCACUCUUCCACACAGUAAUGAAAUGACCUUCGUUUAAGGUCACACCCACAGCUGAAUGUUGCACCCUUUGCCAAAGUGUUGGAAUCAGAUACAGCUGCAAGCUUUGGACUCCUGUGAGUGAAUGAUGCUAGUGAUGUAACCAUGGUAACGUGUCAAACAAGUGAUUAAUAAGUAUUGAACAGGCCCAAAAAUUACUACAAAAUAUGAUUUAAAAAACACAAUUUUUUAUUAUUAUAUUAUUUUAUUGAUAUUUAGUUGGUUAGGAUCGUAUCGUCUGACCUUGACAUUACAUCCUCAGAAUAAUGAGGUUGUUUUCUAUGAUUCUGCUUAUAAACCUUUACUUUUCUGUAUCCACAGUAACUUGUGAGAGGUAAAAGCUGUGGGUUUAAGCCUUCUGAAUAGCCUAAAAAAACUUUUGACAGAGUUGGACUGAGUAUUGAAGAAAGUUUUUUUGAAAAGGUUUUUCUCAACAACUUACUGAUUGCAGUUUUUAAUGGACUUGCUGGACAGUGGUUGUACAGUUGUUUUUAAUAAGAUGUUAACAUUUACAGAGAGUGAAAUUCUCUGUAUUAACGUGAGGAGUACUUAAGGAUUACAGUGCCAUGUUGACACGCCAGCAUCAAAGUGGAUCUUGGAAACCUGAGCAAUCGUGCCCCAAGUUUCCAAUUUGGAAAUCUGACCUGAAGGAUUAUUCAAUUUAAGUUUCCCUAGUCCAUUAAGAAGUAGUUAUUCCCAACUUUCCAACUUUUCUGAAACCCUUCAUUAGUAUUUAAGUGAAGGUGUGGUAGAGGAAAUAGCUCUGGAAAGACGUGUCUUUCUCUGUGAGCUGUUUGGAUGUUGCUCUGAUUUUACAUCUGCUGUAAAAAGGUUUCUGUGUGAUAACCUGCCUUGGAGCUCAAAGAGAAAUAGCCUCUAGUUAUAACAUGUAGCAGCGCUUGGCUUCGAACCCUGAAUAGAUGUAGAGGAACUUUAAUGUGCAGGUCAUCAUCUGUUCUGUUCUUCCAUCCUGGGCAGGUUGUGGCUGCUAGCUCUCUGGAGUGAUCGACCUUCUCCAGAGGGGAAAAAACACGCUGUCUGCCCCAACCAUCAGCUAUAUUAAUCAGCAUGCCAGUCAUGCAUGUUUUGCCGGGACUUCUCCGCUUAGAGACGUUAAUCUCCGAGUCGGGUUUUCGCUUUAACUUAUUGUCAGUGAGACGAAGCAUCAAAGAGCUGAGCGGUGAGCUAACCUGCUUUUAUAAUCUCUGCGCAGAUCCUCCGUCGGGUCAUAGAUGAGAAAAUAAUGACCCACCUAAUCCCAACAUUAGCUUUUUAAAUCGGAAUGCGUAUGUUUUAAAUCAUUCUCGCCUCGCAGCGUGGUGAUAGUAAGCAGAGCAUGGGGGAAAAGGGAACGACAGGAUGAAAGAGUGAAUGAAAGAGUGUGAUCCAGAGUAACCUUGUUAGGGCUAAGUGACGCUGUGCAGAGAGCCUCUUGUCAGUUGGUUGGCAAGAUGAGCUUCUUGUAAAUGAUUGUCCUCUCUGUCAAAAGGCUGAUCUCUUUUUUCCUACAUCUGACGUCUGUGCCUCUGCAGCAACACUCGCCAGUAGUUUUCCGCCUUAUAUUGUAGCUUUUCGACUCCUUCCAGGUCUGAAUCUGUUACAAAUUUUGGCCUUUUUACACUUACAGUAAGUAUUUUCUCAUCUGUAUCAUGUUCUCUUCUCCCUUAAACACCGAAUCGCCCGUCAAACACAAAGCACCGUUAAAAGUUUCAGCCAACCUCUGGCCAACGCCUUCAUUACGUAUGGGUCACUAAAGGUCAAGCCACUGUGUCCCACCUAUAAAUCACGUGAAAACCAAGUUCAGCAGCAGUAUAGGCCAGUGUCAUGUCCGUAACCUUUUCCCAGACAGAGGAGUUGUCGGUGUGUGAGUAAGAGGGCACAGGCUGACUACAGAUCCUUUCCCCUUCACAGCAUUAUAAAUGUAUGUGUGAGGAGGCCCUUAAUGGCUGCUAAUCCAAUUUCUGCCACUGAAAUCAAAUCUCACUGGCGCCAGUAGUUCUCUCCUUCCCUCACAAAUAAUGGCCUUCGCUUUGGUCUGUUUAUGAAAAAGACAGGCCGCCAAAAAUUCCAGCUUUACCUUUCCUAAGUCCGCCCGAAUCUUCUUCAAAAUUGUUUGGAUGUUUUCUUUUUCUGCCUGCCCCCCCUUCAGCAGCGUCCUAUGAAAGUUAUUAAUUGAACGUCUGCGUCGAGUGGAGGGAUGGGGUAACAGGAGAGUUUUCAGCAGUACAGGAUCCCAUUUACCGUACGUCUUAAUGCCUUCUCGAGGUCAGCCAUCGAUUUCUCUCAAACCACAAGCAAUGGAGAUAAGAUUAGGACUUCGAUUCCUGCGCUGCCGCCGGAGCCGUUAGUGGAUGAAAUCACUUGGCCUGUGCUGACAGUCGGUGCAUUGCUCCUUUUUUUGGCAGGUCAUGGCCUCUGUGAUUAUAGGGUAACAUAUAGACAUCCCCGCAGAAGCCUCAGGACUAGUAAAGAAAAUAUGAUUCAUUUUGAGCAGAGAGAGAUCUUCCAAAGAGUACCAGGUGACAAAAAAACAAACACAUGAGUUCACUGGAAUAUGACACUGCUGUAUUAUGCAGACUUUCUCUUCCUCUCUUUUUCCUCACUUUCUUGAGUUCGGUCCCUUUACCAGAGGCACAGUUAUUAGCUCUGACACAGAUGAAGGAACUUUGGCUUUGGCUUCCUUCCCCCUGGAUAUGGAUUUGACUGAUUAUCUUUCAGUGCAUCAGUUGGACAAGUAGUCAUAUUGCCAUUCCACGAGGAGAUAUUAUCCCGGAGUGCGAGCCUAAUAAUAUGAUACUUCUAAUAGCGCUUAACUCUCAGUUGGAACGCCACCAUGCAGUCUUCUUGGUUAUUGCUGAGAGCCUCAAACAGCAUCACCGGGACGCAGAGAAGGGGAAAAAUCAGAGGGAGAAAUGAUGGGGAAGAAAGAGAAAAAGCCAUGGAUCCCGACUGGCUUUGAGAGGUUAUUGAGGAACGUCCUCCACCACACUGUAUGCAGAGGAGUUUAAUAUUUCCUCGCUCUCUGGUUUGGCAGCUGAGGAGAUUGGAAAUGACACUAAGUAUUUCUCAACUCUGAUAGGUGAUAGAGGAGCUUCCAAUCACUGACACAUGGGCCUAAAGGGCAAGUUCGUCAUUCUCAAAUGUGUGCGCUCACUCACAUGGAUUUAUAAUAGAAUUCCACAAAGGUCAUUUUUGACAGUGGUAAACAAGGAUCUCACCGCAGGCUCUGCUUCUGAUUCAGAAAUACAAAACAUUUUGAUUUGCUCUUGACUUUUCUGUUUGUUUGUUUGAUUAACUUUUCAUUCGGAGCCUGAAAGCAAACGUCAGGCUGAGCAAGAAGACGAUUGUAUCUACCAAGGAAAACUAAACAUUGGCGAAAUUGUGGUUUGCUGUAGUGAUGCAGCCAGAACGGAAAGACAUGUAGAAAGAGGGUUUAUAAUUUUCUGAUAAAAGACAUGCUCUUCUGAUUUAGUUCUUACUGUUCCGGUUAGGACAGAGAAAACAAAGACACAGAUUGAUUCUGGACCUGCUGUGCCUUCCAGGACAAAAUUAUCUUUCAUGCUGAAUGAUUUGUGAAUUUGCUCUUGGUUUUGAAAGCUAUUGAGAUGACUUAAUCAUUUCUUUCCAGGCAAAUUAAACAGUUUCCUCUGUGAACCCUGGUAAUCAGCUUAAGUGAUUACAGUGGUCAUAAAUAUGAGAUGAUGAAAGUUCAGCGCCUGGUGCCCCGAGAAAAGACUAAACGGGUAGAUGUGACAGAACAUCUCCUUAUGUCUGUAUCAGAUGCCGGGGGAAGGGGUUUAUGUGGGGAUUGGUUGCCCUCUAGCUGCGACCACUGAGACUAGGUUAUGAAAUAUGGUCUGAAAUUGUUAUGGAGGUGAGUUCAUGGAGUGUAAGGGACUUUGAGUUGAAGCUUUUAACACAUUGAAACUAUAAAAUCAGUUUCUCAUGAUGGAUAAAGGCAGAGUGUGGAGCAAAUGUGCAUAAAGUCAGCGCACUCAGUCUCAAAGCUUGAGUUUGAACUUUUAUAACAGUGAUGAUUUAAGUUAUAGUCUUUUACAUUCACUUUCUUUUCAAAGAAAACAGAUAAUACAUCAAAGCUCUGUCCCUAUUUGACAUGCACAGUGUGAGCACAUGAAUCAUGAGUUUUGUUCAUGGUUCACUCCUACAAUGUAGCUUUGCCCUCUACCACAACUUCAAAAAAGUGUAGUGUUCACCAAGCCUGAGACUGCUGAGCUAGCUGCGCCUCAGCGUUUAAGAGCUGUGUGCAUAUUCUGUUUUACUGUACCCUUUGGAUUGGAGCCUUUUGCACUCUAGUGCACUUUAUUUUUGAUAAAACUGUCUUGCUUUUCUUUGAAAAGAAAAAUCAAAGUAGAAUUUGUGUGAAAAAUUAACCAAUAACUGAACAACCAUUACCCUGUGGAUAUUAUUUUUUCCCUCCAAUACAGGGGGGCAUUUAUUUUAUGUAUUUUAUUUUAUUUAGCCUUGUUUUUUUUUAUGACUAAAAGUGGAAACCCCUUUCGUCAUCGGUCUGGGAAUCUCUAGUGGAAUGACUUCCUCCACAGUGGAGAAGCCUCAUAAGUUGCCUCUCUGCCAUGACUGUGUCCUCUAGGAGGCUCAAUCUGUGCAGGUGCAGGUGUAGGGCUCAGAGGUCGUUGAUCGCCUUGAUGCACCACCCUGGAGAGCUUUGGCAGAACAGUCUUUUCUGCCAGAGCCAAUCCCUCUUUGAGGAGCAUCUUCCUGAAAAACUGUCUAUGCAAAUCGUAUCAUCUUGCAUAUCAGGGUACCUCUUCUCAUUGGUGUAUGAAGAAAUUGUGGGUAGGGGGAUCUCAGUGGAGUCAGUUCAGGAAACAAACAUGACAAAUCCAGGUUCUUUCUACGGAGAGGGUCUUCUGCUUCUGAAACUCUGGUUUGGUGUUUGCAUAACUUGAUGGCAGCAGAAACUCCCAAGAAGCUACCUUCUCAUCUGGGUUGUUGUCGUCAUCCAGACAAGAGAACACAGUGUUCCUCAUGUCAGGGGACUUCUUGCCACUUGUUUCAUCAUCGACUUUCCUGAUUUUUUUUUUCUUUUUUAUAAAUGUAGUAACAAUAAGAGAAACAGGGGAAUUCAAGCACAGAUAGAACUUUGUUAUUUACGUUGAAAAGAAGUAUGAAUAUAUCAAUAUUGGGAUCAGUAAAAAUGUGUAUGAAAAUAUCGGCAUUUAAACAAGACUCUGAUAUUUUGCAGCCCUAUUUACAGGACAUUAGCCAAAUGAACAAGUACCCCUAACAUGUCAAUACUUCCUAUUUGACAUUGAAAAAUGACUUUGUACGAUUUACACUCAGGUAUUAUUAGGGUCCAGUAGCAACAUAGUCUAAUACUAGCAGGUUGAUUUUAAAAUAUGACUGAUAAGGCUAGGUAGCCAAUCAUAGGUUAGGUUUUGGGGGUAUCCAAUGGUCUGGCCGGUCAUAUUUAAAGGGAUUAUGGCCUUCUACCCCUUGACUCCACCUCCGGUUCUGUUCUGUAAGGAAUAACUUAAAAAAAAAUGGUCUCCGGAUCCUCUCCCCACUCCUGAACUAGCUAGAAACACUGAUCCUUCACAUAAAGUGUUUGCAAAUUGCAUAGUUGUUUUAAAUUGAGUUUUGAUUUUUUUAUUUAUUUUUCACUUUAAAAGCGGCUCAUGAAGAAUUUACAUGUCACAGAGAGGGUCUGAUUCUGCACUAUGUACUUAACUGCCAUCAAAUGUAAUCCAUCUGAAGUUGAGUCCUCUGAAGCUGUGGUUAUCGGGCAUCUAAAAACACAGUUUGAGAGUAAAUGACCUCUUUUUAGGAGCAGUUAGGAAAAUGAAGCCAUCGGCCAAAUGCCUUUUAACUCCAAAAUUACUUUAACAAACAUUAUCAUACUGUUAGUCAUGCAAGAAAUCCAAAGUGGCAUUACUAAGGCAAGUGCACAAAGUGCCCUGGUAAUGUUUUUCGAUUUACGUGUGUUAAAUUCUGAUGGAAGAGAUGUGAAAGCUGUUUUCAAAGGGUGAUUUUAACAAGAAGCUGUGUGCAAGAAACUUUAUAGCUAUGGCUCAGAUUGGAAAUGUGUCUCAAAAUAACAAGAUUAGAUUAAUUGCAGGAAAUAGCUCUUAGACGGUUUGAUGUUUGCAUGCAUCUGUAUUUUUCAUUGGGAGACCCUAUUAGCAGAGCAAUACCUCGCUUUCUCAAGCAUGUCGGCUUAGACGAGUGAAUAUUUUCAGAUCUGCCUCAUAGCUCUGAGACUGGGAAAUGGGUCUUUUGUAAGGGUGCUUGAAGGGCCACGGCAAUGCCACCAGAGGAGGCAAUUAAAGAUAAUGCCAAAUUUUACACACCGUUACCUAUUCUUCGUGAGAGCACCAGCUUGGACAAGUGCAGUAUUAUGACUCAGAGUGAGCUCAGGAAACAACAGGAGUCAUUUAUUUUAGCACUUUCUCGUGCUUCUCUCCUCAGCGAACCGUGGUGUAGCUUGUUCUUUUGUGUUCUAGAUCAGGAUCCAGAUAGCGUCCCAUCAUCCAAGCCUUACUCCACUUUUCCCCCAUUAGAUUUUCUUUUCCCUUAAAUUCCCUCACACUCACUCCCCCUCGCACACAUACAUCUCGCACACACACCUCGUUAUCUUAUUUGUGGCCUUGGCAGCCAGAUUGUUGCCUUGUGGUUCGGUAGCCGGAGUUUUCUCUGUCACAGAGAGCCGUGGGUGCAGAACCUCCACCGCACAAGCUUCCAUGAGUGCAGGAAGUAAGCUCCCAGCAUGCUUUGCCCAUCCCAUUGAAACCUGGGAUGGAUUAACCUUGGGCUUGAGGACUUUUCCAACUUGGAAAGAGGGUUAUGCAACGUCCCGUACUUAUCUCCCCUAUCUAUUGCAGUGACAGUUAAAAGUGUUGGGCUGAGAAGACAUUUGUUAAAAACAAUCUUUAGUCCAGAAGGGUUGGAGCAAGUGAAGACCACAUAUCUGAUGCUGCCUCAUAUGAUCUUUACUUCUGUACACCAUUUAGUCUUCCCACUGGUAUAAGUUUCACCUCUUGUAAGCUGUUAUUUUUGGCGACACAUACCGUCAGAAACACUGACGCUCUCAAAAACCUUAAAGUGUGUUUUCUCGAACAAGUCUUACACUAUUUUUACUUAUUAUCUGGAUAGGGUGUUAAAGUCCAAGCCUCAUGUCCUCAUCCUGAGAACCUUCACCCCAAAAUCGCCUGUGUGUAGUCCAUACCACAGAAGUCGGUUGCAUGCAUGAGCUUUACAAACUUCUGUUUCACAUUAAAAGAAAUAAAAAUUGGGCUCAUUAAUCUUGUUGCACCCAUCAGUAUGCUGCAUCAUCCCACUAGCGGUUGUGGGAUGAUCGGGUUCAAAUUCAACAUUGCUAAUAUGCCCCGACUUUGAGUGGACCUGAUGAAUAUUCAGAGUGCAAGGAAUAGUACUAAAGCAAUGUUCCUAAUGCACUAAAAGAAAAUGUGCCCAGCGCAGCACCACACAGCUGCCAACAGUCUCUUAAUACGAGGGCCAGGUCAAUGAGGUUGUAAGAUGGAACAACUGCAUGGAUCUUUUCACAAACAAAAUACCUGAUCACUUCUGACGUUCUGGUUGUGUUUUUUUUUCUUAUCCAGGCUUAAUGGUUUCUGGUCAUUCUCCUCAUAAAAACUUAGCCAGUAGUAAUUCACAUUUUGGUCCAAAAAGCAGGAAAUUGGUGAAAUAAAAGUAUGGUAGAUGCAUGCAGAGCCAGAUUGACUUAUUACAUGGUCAAGGAUCAUUAACAAGAUUGGAGGCCUCCAUCCUAAUACCCCAGAUAUGUAUUUUUAAACAAUAUAAUGGCUAUGAGGUAACUUAUAGGUAUAGUUUUUAAUAAGUAAAACGAACUAUCUUGAUUCAAAGGCUUAAAUCAAGCAAGAUAUGGAGGUCAAAAAAUGACUGUGAGACUGGAUCUUUGGUUUACCAUUGGGAAUUUAAAGUUUUUAUAUUUUAAUUACUUUUUUAAAUGAUGUUCAGUCAAUUAAAUAAGCAUUUAUAAUAAAUAGCCUGAUUGUUGACCAGACAGCUUUGAUCUUUGAGGCCGAAACCCUGAGAGACUUCGCUUCGUUACUGUCAUCUCCAUGUGCAAAGAAGUUUAUGCUUUUGGGUGGUGGGACUAUGACUUGAGGCUGACUAUUAGAAGGAAUAACCACUUUGUUUUUUCUUGAUUCCUCUCCAGGCUCAGGGAAGCAGCGGUCCAAAGAACCAAAGAAGAAGAACAAGCAGAGGCUGCGGUUGCGCGCCCAGAACCAGCACAGUGACCAUUUGGCCUCUGCCCGCACCAGCCAGUGAAAACUGACCCUACAGACUUCCCAUUGAACAAAGAACCAACGCAAAGCUGCUAGCCACUGCUGCACCCAUAACCUGACUGACGACUAUCACCAACCCUACCCAAGCCCCCCUCCCCCACUUCUCCCCUUCACACCAGGACACAAUCAUGACUCACAAAUCCGUCACUAAGAAAAAAAUAUGUCUAACGUGCGAUAUCAGUAUCACCACACUAAACACAUUCUUCAUGCCUUCACGCCUCCCGCUGCUUCUCCCCCCUGCUGCAGUGACCCGCCAGGUGACUCUGUUCUCUCUGCCCCACCCCUCGCCUAGCCUUGUGGACCUUACAGUUGACAUUACUGAACUCAUUUCCCGUCAUUAACAAUGUCAUUAAAUGAGCAGGGUGAUGGAAGACGGAGAGGCAACCAGAGACUGUGGGGGCGGGAGAGCCGGAUGAAGGGAGGUGGAUGGGAGAGUUGGUGAGGGAGCUGGCAAGCCGAACAGCUUGCGGAAAAGAGGGGGCAUGGGAGGAUGAAGAAAAAAAGGCAGAUGAGGAGACAAAGGAGAUUUGACUAACGCAAAUGAUGCUGAUGGACAAGAAAAUGGCAUCUUGAACUGAAAGAGACUGUUUUUUUGUUCCUAUAUAUUUAUGUCAAAACUACCCUCACCUCCCCCCUGUAAAUGGAGAUGGAGUGUUCCCAUGUGUGGCCUUUAUGUUCUGUACAUUUUUGAGAGUAAUAUUAAGAAAAAUUACCAUGCAUAGUUGCAAAAUAUUUUAUUCUCAGCACAAACUGUUUACGUUUGGACCGCUUUAUGCUCUAACUGUAUAGUGUGGAUAAAAAAGAAGAAAUUUAGUUGUUUGACUAGCAUGGCAAAAGACUCAUGUGUACAUAGUUUAUCUAAUUAAGAAAGCUUAUUACUGUAUUUUCAGUAUUGACUCCUUCAUUGUUCUAAAUGUUUUAGAGAUAAAAAGGUCAUAAUACCAAGCUACGGAUGAAAAUGAUUAAAAACAAAUAAUAAACAUAGCCGCCACAUAGCUAUUUCAUUUAUAUGGUAUAUAUUUGAUUUAUUUAUUAAUUCUAUUUUGUACUUUAUUUGUUCAGUGAGAGUUUUUGCCUCAUACUGUUACUCUUAUAUGCUGAAAUACUCUUUGAGUUCCUUAUAACAGUGCAUAUCUUUAACACGUGGAAAAAGGUUUUUGUCUGAUGUCACGCAGUGUUGUGUUACGUUCAUUUGACCUCAUCUACUGAUUUCAAUGUUUUCAAGAAGAAGAAAAAAAAAGACAAAUACAACUAUGCUUUAACACAUUCUAGGUUAAAUAAUUAGGAUCCAGCAAAUGUAUGGUCAUAGGACUGCAUAUGUGUACAUUGUGUUUUAUUAAAAUACAUUUCAUGUGACUGUA